CAGGAGAGGGCAUCUCAAGUCCUGAAACGAGCGCCAGGAUCUCAGUCUAAUCCUCCACCAACAUCAUUCCUGUUGCUAUACAACUGAUUUAUUCUUGAUGCCACGGUCAACGGCUCUAAUCCACAGCAGACUGCGCCUUUCCCCUCCACUCUCUCCUCCAAGGAAUCAGGAAACAUCCAACUUGUCGGCUUUGGACCACAGUUUUUUUCCCCUCCACUAAUUUGUCCACUUGGUCGGUUUUCCAGUGUCUUUUCCGUCACUUAACCUAGAUUUAACAUUUUGGCGUCUCGGUCUUUAAAAUGUGUUCUGGAGCCUCUCAGAGCGCGCGCUAAAGAGUGUCAUUCCCACGGAGCCGCGAGCCUGAGUGCCCCCGUCCAAGGACUUUGAAAGGUGGUGUGAAAUAUGCGUUAUUAUCAGGCUGAUGUUGUGCGGUAACGUAGGAAACUACAGGCAGAGGUGGAUGCACACCUUCUGGAGCUACUCACAUCUCCGACAGGUGUGCGGCCGUGCGCAAAACGGGUCUGGCUGCGACGCAAAUUGCGUUUUUAUCCCUUGAAAACCGGCGUCCUGGGUGCGUGUCCAACUAUUUGGACCAAAUGUCUAACAUGUGGACCCGGGACGCAUGCAACAGAGAGCCCUAAAUAUGAGGAGGAGUCGACACCGCGCAAAUAUGGGUAGGUACGCUGUUUCUCAAAGGUACGAAUGGUCUGUGUUUGUGCGCGAAGUCCUCAUUGGUUUGGAAAAUGAGAUUUCACUUAGAGCUGUUGUUGCCAGUGUCUUUGCCUCCUGCGGUUUGUGAGUGAUGACUGCAGGCAGGGGGAUCCGGAGGAGCUUUUCCUCUCCAACUAUGUGACAGAUUUAGCCUGAGGCUCAGGGUUAUCAAUCACCUCUCCAUGUCCUCCGAACAUGACUUUGGCUCUGAUAAUGAAUGUAAGAGUGGGGGAAAUAAGCUGCAAAUAACCCCUCAUGUCUCCUCUGACGGUGUGGGUUAUAAAGGGCUGGACCCCUGACUCAUUCCCCUUCAUUCAGUUUGUUCUGGUCUCUGUGUUUCAGUCCUGAUUGGCCUCUCACUCACUCUUUGUGUCUGCAGGACUUCAGGUGCUGUUCAGAUGGCUUGUAUUCACAGUUGCGGUGCCCGCCUGGCUGCUUGCGGCUCCCAGCAGCAUCCGUGAGCGUCCCUGCCCCCUGAGCUGCAGAUGUGAUGGGAAAAUAAUAUACUGCGAGUCCAAUGCCUUCCGUGACGUGCCAAACAACGUGUCCGUCGGCACACAGGGCCUCUCUCUGCGCUACAACAGCCUGGCCAACCUCAGAAGCCACCAGUUUGCGGGCCUGAGCCAACUGGUUUGGCUCUAUCUGGACCAUAACUACAUCAAUGCUGUGGACGGUCAGGCCUUUCAUGGGAUCCGAAGGCUCAAAGAACUGAUUCUCAGCUCGAAUAAGAUCACACUGCUGAAAAACAACACCUUCCACGACGUUCCAAACUUAAGAAAUCUCGACCUUUCCUAUAACAAACUGCAGGUUCUCCAGCCGAAGCAGUUUUACGGUCUGAGGAAGCUCCUCAGUUUACACCUGAGGUCAAACUCCUUAAAAACAAUCCCCAUGAGAGUUUUCCUCGACUGUCGUAACCUGGAGUUCCUGGAUAUCGGCUACAACAGGCUGCGGAGCCUGACGAGAAACGCCUUCGCGGGACUCAUGAAGCUCAUCGAGCUUCACCUGGAGCACAACCAGUUCUCCAAGAUCAACUUCGCCCACUUCCCCCGCCUGACCAACCUGCGGGCGCUGUAUCUGCAGUGGAACCGCAUCAAACUGCUGACCCAGGGCCUGCCGUGGAUGUGGACUUCAUUGCAAAAGCUGGACCUCUCUGGGAACGAGCUCCAAGUGUUGGACCCGAGUACGUUUCAGUGCCUCCCUAAUCUGCAGACACUUAACCUGGACUCCAACAAGCUCAGCAAUGUGUCUCAGCAGACGGUGGAGGCUUGGAUCUCGCUCACCACCAUCAGUUUGGCAGGUAAUUUGUGGUACUGUAAUCCAAACAUAUGUCCCCUGGCGGCCUGGCUCCAGGCCUUUAAGGGCAACAAGGAGACCACGAUGAUUUGUGCCGGUCCAAAGGAGGCUCAAGGAGAGAAAGUGACGGAUGUGGUGGAGACGUAUAAUAUCUGUACAGCUACACCUUCCCCUAUCACCACCACCACUACCACCACAACCACCACUUCCCCUCUCACGUCAGCCCCUCAGCCUGAGCUGCUUCCUCUUCCCACCCAGUCUGCGGUGGAUAAGAAGCUGAUCUGGAACAGGACAGCGUCCCCGACUCCCACCGAGGCCUCCCCCACCAUCCCUCUGCCAGACACCGAGUACGUGUCCUUCCACAAGAUCAUAGCAGGUACGGUGGCCCUCCUCCUGUCCGUGGCUAUAAUUCUCCUGGUGAUCUACGUCUCGUGGAAGCGCUAUCCCAGCAGCAUCAAGCAGCUCCAGCAGCGCUCGGCGGUCAAAAAGCGCCAGAAAAAGGCGCGGGAGACCGAGCGAUCCCUUAACUCUCCACUCCAAGAGUACUAUGUGGACUACAAGCCUUCACACUCAGAGACUAUGGAUGUGCUGGUUAAUGGGACAGGACCUUACACAUACACCAUCUCAGGCUCCAGGGAAUGCGAGGUAUGACCGUUGCCCUCCAAAAAUCCAUUUCCACUGCGAGGCAUGAGAGGUAAAUUUCCUAACAACCUGCAGAGAAAAACCGUCUUUGUUUUUUCUCCUCCUCCUGUGCUCGUGUGUGUGUUUGUGUGUGUGUGAUUUGGGAUAAGGAAGUAAAGGUCAGUGCAUGGUGACUUGUUUUGCAAUAUGCUGGCUUUGUUGGGUUCCAUAUGAUUACCCAGCUGUUGUUGUGAAUCAUGCAGUUUUAUUGGUAAAAUAUGAGGCCCAUUAGCUGAAACUGCAGCAGCAGCUCCUCUCUGCAGAUAACUUACAUACAGUCAAAUGCAUUACGCUCAAAGUGGCUUCAUCUGUCAUCGCUGACAUAAAGGAGUCCGUUGAUGAAUCUCUGUGUUAUCAGACACUCUCUUAUUUAUUCACAAACAAAUUGCUGCGCUGCAUCCAAUGAUGAAGAGCCGUGUUAGAUCAAGUCACUCUGCAGGUGGUCCUUUCCUUUCCUCUUUCCUUUUCUGUUUCCUUUCCUGUUUCCUGUUUCCUUUCCUCUCCUGUUUCCUUUCCUGUUUCCUUUCCUUUCCUCUUUCCUUUUCUGUUUCCUUUCCUCUUUCCUGUUUCCUUUCCUUUCCUCUCAUUUCCAUUCCAUUCCUGUUUCCUUUUCUUUCCCCUUUCCUGUCCUUACCUUUCCUCUUUUCCUUUCCUGUUUCCUGUUUCCUUCCUUUCCUUUUCUUUCCUCUUUCCUGUUUCCUUUCAUUUCUUUUCCUGUUUCCUUUCCUUUCCCUUCCUUUCCUGUUUCCUGUGUCCUUUCCUUUCAUUUCCUUUCCUGUUUCCUUUGCUUUGCUUUCCUUUUAUUUUCUUUCCUUUCCUUAUUCCUGCCCUCUUUCAAUUCCAUUGCUAUCCUUUCCUCAUUCUUUUCCUGUUCCCCUUUUUCCUUUCCUUUCCUUACCUUAUUCCUUUCCUGCCCCCUUUCUUUCCUUUUCUGUUCUCUUUCCUUUCCUUUCCUUUCCUUUCCUUUCCUGUUUCCUUUCUUUUCCUUACCUUAUUCCUUUCCUGUUACCUUUUUUUCCUUUCCUUUCCUUUCCUGUUACCUUUUUUUCCUUUCCUCUUUCCUUUCCUCUCUCGUGCGUUUCCUCCACCAGCGGUGGUAUCAAACCCGUCAGUCAUGUCAGAUCUGAUAUUUGUGUUUUUUGUUGUUUUUGUUUUUUUCUGUAUUUCUCAUGUUAAUGAAUCAGAAGACUCGAUCAUACAUCCUCUCCUCGUUUUCCUCCUCCUCCUCCAGAAAUCAUCUACUUUGGAUUUUGCUCAUUAGUUUAAUUCACAGGGUUCAAAAGUCAGAGCGGGCUGGAGCAGACUUUAAAGACCAGCAGCCAAAGAAAAGAUAAAUUAUGCCUUUGGGCUCGAUUUCUGUCUGGCAUGAGUUUACAGUUGCAGUAAAAACUGCAUUAUAUUUUUUUGAAUUAGUAAAAGAAGCAGAAAGAAGAAAUUAUCCCUGAAACUCUGGUGAGUUUGAGUCAAAGUUCUCCUCCUUUACAAACCUGACUCUGAACUUCUUUAGGAAAAGAGCGAUUGAGACAGAAACUCUAAUCGAUUCGCCCCUGCUUCAUCAGGCACUUUUUUCAGGACUAUGUACUCUGUUUUUCCCCCCUAAUGGUUUGCAUCUGUCUCCCUUUGUCCAGCUGCUUUUAUUUUCAUUUGGCAGUGUGGUUAAGUGUGAUUAACAGGACGUGUUGUGUUGGGAAAUAUGUUGUGUCACUGGGAUCUUAGCAGCACCUUUUGUCAGGCUGAGCAGACAUGCGGCGGCGAACAGGAGACAUCUUUCUUCUGCGUUGUAUCUGUCAGCGCGGCUCAGAGACAAAGUUUUAUCUCACACUAACACACUGUUCAUUUCCUAUAUUUCCAUCCAAACCUUAUAAAUCAUCUUCUAAUGUGUUUGAAGUCGCUGGAUUGUGCUAUAGCAUUACUUAGGUUCUUGUUUGGUCCUUCGCUGAAGGGGCCCGCUCAAAUAUGUUUCAUUGUUUCCUGUAAUGUCACACACUACGAGGAACACAGGCGGCUAAAUCAGCUCUUUGUCAGAUUAUCUGCGGCGGAGCAUUUCUCAAACACAAGGGGAGCUUGAGGUGAGAUGGUCGGCUUAUCAAUCUUGUAGCCUUCGUGUGAGAAUGUGGCACGGGAGCAUUAAAUGGCAGACCUAAUGGGGCUUCUGCUAGCUAGAAUAACUAAUAGCCCAUCAGAGGUAAGGAGCCGAGACUUCCCUCGGCUUUGUUAUUCCAUGCCCUCUGCAGCCCAGGGGAGCAGCCUUAGUAGUUAAAAAUGUAAUGGGAUUUUUUUGUGUGUGUGUGUGUGUGUGUGUUGCGCCAAACACUGAUGCAAAGAGAGAACACACAGUUCAGCAGGGGACUUUUGAAAUCACACCCCCCCUUCCUCCAUUUUCAUGCAAGUUCAGGUUCAAGCGGUGCGUUGACGCUCUCAAACUGUUGCAAACGGCUGCAAUAUUUUAUCCGACGCCGUAUCGUGUUUAUUAUCCAUGUAACUUGCGUCAGAAUUCAGUCCAUGUUGCAGUGCGGGAAGCCAAUGAUGUGUAGUGAUUGUGUCUCAGGCUAUUUGCAUCACAAUACGGGCAGUGCGGCACAAUCCCUCCUGAUAUAUGAGAAGCUUUUCAGUUUUAUUGAAUGGCACACAGUGGAGAGUGUCGAGAGGGAGGGAUGAUGUUUCCAAAAAAUAAAAAGAGGCAGCUCCAGGAUUGAAUCCCACACUCUGAAGAAGCAGACUGUGAAACGUCCAGACCCGGGGAGCCCCCUGCACAUUAUUUUAGCUCGACCACAGAUAGCGAGCACUUAAGCUAUUAGCUGCAUUUUCAAUUAGGAGAGAGAGCUUUGUAAUUGAAGCCUGUUAUCCUCCGCACAUGCCCAGACCAACAGACUUGGAGUAAAUUUGUUUCUAUAGAUUUCCUCCAGCGCCGCUCAGCUCUGCGGGUCGGCCCUGACUCUGCCAGCUGAACCCGGCCGGUGUGAAUUUUGAUGAACACUUUGAACUGUGCACCGCCACGCUCUUCCUGUGGCACAUUAUUAAGAAAAGCCCCCUCUCUGCCUUGUAUGUCAGCCACUUCUGUGCACACAAAGCAGCUGCAGCAGUUGUCGACCAACCAGGGAUCACCUUCCCCACAAAGUGAGCUCAGAAAAUAUUAAGGUGAAAUCCCACCGUCUCCGCCAAAGGCGAUCCGCGUGCUUGGGCAGAAUUCUCCGGCAUUAAUAAGGCGAGGAGGGAUAAUUAAAGCGCUCUGAGAGGGGGUAGAAAUGAAGGUGCAUCUAACUGACUGAUACAAACGCUAUCUUGAAAAAACAGACUCAAAAUAAUUACUGUUUUCAGCUUAACUAAUUUUUCAAGCUGACAGGGUCAGCAGCAGAGUAAUGGUAACUUUCUGAUGAGCAACCCAGUUUUUUGAGGCACCAAUUCAGGCCAGAACAAGCCUUAAUUACUUAUUAAGUUGUUUUCAUGUUUCCCUGCAUUUGCACUCAGAGUGUGGCUCCCUGUGUCGCCCUUCUGGUUAUAUUAAGAACUAAUAGCUCCUAUGGAUCUCAUCAGUGUUUGUAUAGUACAGAUCCUGCAGCUGUGGGAACAUUUUACUCCAUAAACAUUUGCUUAAUAUUGAUGCACAAGAAUACAAACCCAGUCUUUAAGAUUUCAGGAAUAGGAAACAGAGAUGAUGAGCGAUCAGAUAUACUGCCUCGACUUGCCAAUAUGGCAGCUUGCACUUCGUCUGUGCGUAAAUGCACAGACGGCAGGCUUCCAUCGUGUGCAGGGAGUCUGAUAGUUUUCAAUAUUUGUUGUUUGCUUGCCAAACGGAGGGUAACCACGCGAGUAGAAGAGCCUCGGAAAGAGGAUGUCAUAUUUUAUGGUUUGCGUAUGCUGCAGGACGGGACGCAUUUCUGCAUAUUCAGAACAAAAACCGAGUUCAGGACACAUUUCUGCACGAGUCUCCCAUCAAAAUAAUGUUUCCUUCCUUAUUAGUUCUCAUUUUGCUCGGCUGUCUUCUUGUUUGAUGGGUUAAAAAAUCACACCGGCUGUAAGACUGGACCGUAAUGAUCCAUACCUGAUGGAUCCACGAGAAACAGGCUUUUGUUCGGCUGUAUUCAAACACAACUGCACCAACAAUAAAGAAGAAGAGGCCUCCGAGAAUUGGCUGGGAAGGCUAUUAUGCAGCACCAUUGUUAGUGUUGUGUAUCACUUAUCAUGUAGUUAGUGGUGAUUCAAGAAAAUCAAUGUAAUAGAUGUUGGUGUAUGAUGAAGCAUGUUAGUGCAGCUGAAGGGGAAACUGUUGGAGGACAACAACAAAAAAAACACAAUUUUGAAGUGUUUUUUUUUUUAAGAGCAGGAUUCAGACUCAGAUUUCUUCCUCAGACGAACCAAAUAAGCUCCGAAAACAGCGACGGGCUCAACAUGACGAAAACUAUUUCACCUUUUUUCAGCCUCUGUGGAAAAAUCACUUCAUAAGAAACUGGAAAUAUUCCCCCGAAAUGUUGAACUCUUUCAGGUUCAGAGCGAGUCAUACCUGAAGUCUGGCUCACAAAGAAAGAGUCUCAAAUCAUUACUAAGGUUGAAACGAGAGAAACCACCCCACACAUGGUGACGAUUACUGAGAGAGUCAACAGUUUUGUUCUUAUUUUACCAACAUACACCACUCACUGACGGAUUUCACUCAACAACAACCUGAAUACUCUCUUCAGGUCAAACAUUAGCUGCGUUAACAUGGGCGCAAAUAACCGGAAUAAAAAUGUAAACAUGUCGAUCGGAAGAUUCAGAAUUAAUAUGGCUCAAUUGGAAAGAAAUUGUAUUCCAAUCAAGAGGGGUGGUUUAUGCCGAUCGUUAUUCCGAAGUGCGUACAUGUAAACACUUAUUCUGAUCGUGACUCUUUAACCUGACUCGGUCUUCACUCUUUGGCCUUUGGCAUAAAACAGAACCGCAGGAGCCGUGUCUGCUCCUCUGGUAACAUAACAAGGGGUACAAACAGCGUGAUGAUGUCACAUCUGCACGCACAGAGCAACCUUUGACAGAACAGUAAAAUAAAUACACAGGAGCGCCAUCUAGUGACAACAUUUAACAGGGGGAAACAUCCCGAUUGGAUGGAGUGAGCCACUGCUGCGUUUGUUGGUUUGUUGACAGCACAGGCGGAAAUACAGCUCUUCUUCUUCUGCGGUUGUUUUAGCGAAAUUAGACACCCUGCGCAUGUCCAAAUGCUUCUAAUCUGAGUAAAACUUGGUGCAUGUAUAUGCACGUCAUGAUCGGAUUAUUUGAUUUUGCGCCCAUAUAAACAGUUGAUCAAAUUUUUAUUUCGCACAUGUAAACAUGUCUGUGGUGGACGACAGUAUGGUCACACAGCUGAACUUACAGAGCUGUUAAAGUUUGUUUGGAUAGUUCCUUGGAAAGCAGAGGUCACAAAGUGCUUCACAAAGUAGAUUAAAAGAACGAUGUCAGCGUGUCAGGACCCACUGGCCCGAAAAUCGACUGUCACUGCUCGUGUGGUGAGUCAAACUGAACAACGUUUAAGGACACGUCUGCGAUUCCUCAUGACCGACAGAACCCACAUUAAAUCUGGCAUAUUUGGAUUUUCCCUCUGCCUUCUAAGAUUUGCUCCCUCAUGUCAGUGAUAUCGACCAAUGAGAGCUCAGACCUCAACUUUAGAAAUUUGUGACUUUAAAAUCGCAUGAAAAGCCGUGAAAUGGAAACCCAGCGUUAUCUACCAGAUACAUCGAUUCCAGCGUCUCUAUUUCUGACUCUCUCCUCACCUUGACAGUCACAUUGUGUUAUCUUUAACAGGACACAUUGUGUUGUUGUUGUAAAUCAACCAGUUCGUCCUCUAUUUCUGACAUCCAUCUAAUUUGAUGCCUGACAAAGUGUAACCUUGAGAAAUGAGGCUCAUGUGCUGUAACCCCAGUUCCUUGAUUGUCCACUAGGGACUGUAUUCAAAAGUCACAUACACACUCAUUCAAAAAAAUCAAAAACUGACAUGUUCAGCCCAGUAAACUGUAUGUGGGAUAGUAUUUCAUUACAACUCAUGGGUGUUGAAGAUUUUAAGGUAGUCUGGCAUUAUUAGGAGCUGACUAAUGUUGUGUCGAGUCACCUCGGGAGUCAGAAGUCCAAGCUGAAAAUUACGUCACACCCAAGUUCCCAGCGUUUCAGUUUGUCGGAAAAAGCAAAAUCGGAGGCAGAAAUAAGAUGGCUACGUCUACGAAAGUUAUUUUAGCACUUGCAUUAUAUUCGGACAAGGCAAGCGCUCAAAUAACUUUCGUAGAUGUAGCCAUCUUGUUUCUGCCUCAGAUUUUGCUUUUUUCAGACUUGGUAUCUGAAAUGCUGGUGACUCGGGUGUGACGUAAUUUUCAGCUCAGACUUCUGGAUUCUGAGGUAACUCAAACGCAGCAUAAGGCCCUGUUUAUACGUUUUUUUAAAAACUGAGACAUUAACCUUCGUUUACACCCUUCAUUUAGAUACAAACGGAGAAUUCGCCCCUGAAAGUGAUGCUUUUUAAAAACUCAGGCCAGAGUGGAGAUUUGGGAAAACUCAGUUUGCAUGUUAAAUGGAGAAAAAAGGAGGUAAACUGAGAUUUGGGUAGCCGACGGCAGAUUGUGUGGUUAAAACCGGGUUAAAUCUGACAUUGUUUACAAUCUAUGGUGAUCAUGGAUGCAUGCAGAAUAGCAGUCACAUUUAUGCUGGUCCCUUUAUAUCUUUUCCAAAAGAGGGAAGUGACAUUGUUGUUGUUGUUGUUGCUGCUAUGUGGAAUUGUGAUUGGCUAACGUGGGCAUGAACUUCUCUCUACACUGCCACCUACAGGUUUGGCAUGCUCUUGACGGCAUAUAUACAUGGGUUAGUGUAAACGAAAACUCUUCUGAAAACGUAGCGGUGAGCACGCAGUUUUUUUUGUAAACAGAGAGGGUGAAAUGUAGGUUUAUGAAUAUAGCCAGACAUGUGUAAAUGUAGUCUAAAAGCCUCUACUCUGCCUCUUUCUCUUUUGUCAUGCCAACAAAAGGCGUGGUUGAGUCAGUAUUUCCACCGUAGCGUCUGCCGUCAAUCGCCUUCAAAACACUGUCUCCUAGUUUUCUGUUUCACACAGUUUUUGUGCUUUUAAAUUCGCAGUCCUGCUCCAGUCAGCUUCCCUCCCAGUUGGGUAUCACUUAAUUCCCUGUGACAAUCGACUAAGUGCAUGCUCAGCUAUCCUCGAGGUUUCCCCUCACGCAACAGGAUAUCAGAUCGUACAUAUUAAACCUGUUUAAUAUUUAUGACUUCAAAUCUAUGCAGCCGGUUUUCAAGCAGAUACCGCUCCAGUCGAGUCGAGUCGAGUCUGUCUUCAGCACCAACCAAAGAUUGUGACAUUUUUACAGUAAAGCUCCGAGUUAACUUAACUACCUAUCAUCAGCUGUAACACAAACUCACUCAUCGUCUACAUACUCAUUUAGAGCUUCAUAGACAGAGCAUGUAAUGAUAUACCGAUGACAGACUCGAAGCUUUAACUGUAUAAUAAACACGUAGCUGGAUUCUUCAUGAAUACCACCCUUCACUCGAACCAAGGCUGUGAUUUCAUGCACAGUUAAGACAUCACAGCGGGAUUCAUUUGCACAAAUGCACAUAAUCAGACGUCAGAUUUCUCUUUUUUUUAGUGUUGAGCACCUCUCAGGCUGCUGUGUGCGUGGGGUGAGCUCUCCCCCAAACACACACACACACUCUGAGAUAUGUAUGGUUCUGGCUUUUGACAGAUGUUCCCUUUUGGAGGUGUGAUGUCUGCGCCGGUGAGGAGGUGGAAUACAUUUAACAAACUUAGCAGCAUGCGAGGAGAGGCAGCUCAGGGUGUGUGCAAUAACAGCCUGGCUUGUUCAAACGAAUCCUGCGUUUCUGCUGUGUCAUAGUAAUUAAUCUUAGCAUCUCCUCUUACAUCCAAUCUGUGUUUUCAUGAUUUUAUUAUUCUCAUUAUGAUGCACUAAUAGUACAAGCUCCAGCCUGCUAAUAGCUUAAUCUGGCUGAGGCUGAAAAUAUGAUGUUCUCUCUCCACGCUUCAACACAGACAGUAUUGAAUUUCACUCUGGGUUAGAUGUCCUUAUUUACCGAACAUAUAGGAUGAAUUGAUGUUUGUGUCACGAUUACGGCGUCUGGCAGAAGCCUCGAGUCAGACGAGUGAUAGUCGCAGGUAGAUGGCUGUGAGGAAAUGUUUGGCUGCUGAGGGGAAAGAAAUGAAAGUCCUCGCUAAGCCGACCUCCAAACCUCCGUUUUAAAUUGAGGUCAGCAUUGAUUGACAACAUCAUUAACUCCUAUAUGCACUUUAUAAUACACAAUAACCCAGUCCUUCACUUAAGCCGAGAUCAAAUUAACGUGUCCGAUGUAAACAAAUCAAGUGAGUCUGUGUAUUUAAGGACGAUAAGGUAGACAAUAAAACAACAGAGAGUCAAACUAUGAUCGUGUUUGUAAGCGCUUUGAUUUCUACCAGAGCUCAUUUAGUCAGAAAUGAAAAAGUCCAGUCACAGAGACGACUCCGACCAAUUCAUCUUUUCCCAUCGCACCAUCUCCAGUGGUCCGUCCCUCCCGCAGCCUCACAUAAACCAUGAUGAAUAUUUAAUGUGAUAUUAAACUUCACUUCGCUUUUCAGUUCUGGGCCAUUUUGUUCAGGCUGUGGUGAAUCAGCUGAAAUCGGUUGUGUGCUAAUUAGGAGUCCGCUUUGAUGGAAAGUCGAAAUUAGUGCAGUCACUGGGGGACAAAAAAGUCAAAACCGGGGUUCGAAAGGAUGCGGCGCUGGAAAAACUGAGGGUGACAACAACAAAAUAAAGUCUGGAGUCAUGCUACGGGGUUAAAGCUGCAGGAUGCAGAUACAGCAAGACUGAACAAAGUGACCAGAGCAGAUUAAAAAUGACCACAACUGUCUCUGUCAGAAAUCGAAAUAUUGCUAUUGAGAGAUGGAAAUAUGAGAAAAAGAAGAAGAAGCAGCAGUUGUUGGAGAGCUAGCUGCAGCAGAAAGUUUUAUUACGGAGCUUGUGCGAGUGAUGAAGUCACUUUUUGAAAGUCCAAGUCAACUUUCAGGUCUCAGAGAGCAGCAGCAGGUGGUGGGCAGGAAUCUACACCUCCCUGACCUGACUGGUUGUGAGGCGGACCCUGCUCGCUCGUGCUGAUUGGCGAGCAAACCCAAAACAAUCUUGUGACAAUGGCGGACAGUGGGGAGCUGCCGGAGAAGCCGGAGAAAAAGCCAUUUCCUCUUUUGGACAUGACUGCCCACACUCCAAAGAAAAGAUCAGAAUACCGAGGACUGUAGCCGAAAAACAGGCGCCCAAGAAGAAGAGAGACCAGGCAAGAAAUAGGGCCCGAGUAAACAUCGGCGUAGACUUUGAGCAAUCAAAGACCAUAAGCGAUUUAAGACAUUUUAGACCAGAAGCGAGAAGUGAUUUAAAGUCUUCUUACCUCAGAAUCGGACAUGUUUCAAUGCUUCAUUUGAGUGAUAUGAGCGAGAAUGAGCAUCUGUUUUGUGGGCGGGGCAAGCUGGAGCAGAGAAGGAAGGAAGGGGAGGAGCUGAGGGGAAAACCAAAAACUGGUGUUUAUUCAGAUCCUGCCUACCCCAUCUUCAAGUUUGGUCAAGUGUCAAAACACAACAACAAACCAAGUCCAAGUAUCAGACUCCAGCCUCCAUCUCUGCCUCUCAAUCAAACAUUUCUAUCUAAGGUGGCUUGUAUUUCAAAAUAAAAGCUCUGGUUUAUAAUUCAGGAAAUAAAGCAACGUAAACAUCAGAAAUAUCAAAAUAAAAGCAUCACAAACGUUUGAUUUUAGAGGUGGUGAACAUGAUUUUACACAUUUCUUCUAGAUAGAAUGAAAAAAUGUUUUCUGAACUUUAACAGCCGUGGUCCAAGUCUGGUCAAACUCUUCGACAAAAACAUUCAGUUCAGGCCAAGAGGUCGGAGGUCGCACAAACACUGUCCAUCAUUAUAUUCACAGCGGUAACACCUUCGUCUCAGCUGUGAGGAAAGGUUUUCUUUUCCAUAUUUAAAACCAAAUUUCAGACCCAGUCAUCGUCUCUCAGCUGCUGAUGAAAUACUCCUCAUAAGUAAAGCCAGCUUUUUGGGCAUUCUGGUGAGCCGACAGCGAUAAACAACUUCAGGCAAGGCUUGUUUUUCCAUGUGCUGCAUUACAGUCCAAUUAGCGACUUGAGAAGCGGCCAUGUGUUCAGUUAAAAAUGAAGCAAAAAUUUUCUCCUCUGGAUAUGUCUGCGGAAUAAACGCUGUCAUUUCUUGAUUCAUUACAUCCACCAGAGGGGUGCCUGUUUUUUUCAGAUACUUAUUUGGGGUAAUGUGCCUUUAAUGAGAGGAAAGGACAGAGGAGUGGACAGACUCACAAACAGGGAGGGAAGGAGGGAUGAUCUGCAAACGGAUGGCUGAAGGUGGGAGUCAGACGAGGCGUUUAGAGUCCCUCAUUGUCCUCACUUAUUCUAAUGAGUCUCAGUUUUACUGUUAACACCAGAGCGUCACUCAGACUGAGAAAGAAACCGCCUUUCUCGCCGCUCCAUGAGUCAUACGUUUGCCGCAGUAACAGCAGAUUUGUAAAAGACGGAAACACAAGCUUCAUCAGGUCCGUCCUUGAGCAGGAGGAACAGUUUUUCACUUGUUUGUUGUUGUUUCUGAUGCGUUUAAAGUGCGGGGGAAAUCAAAACACUGAUAAGCUUUCAUGCUUUUUAGCUGCACUUGCACCCUGUCAUAUUUAUUUAUUUAUGUUUCUCUCCUCUGAAAUAACAUUUCCUCAUAAUUGCAUCCUCAUUGUUCACACAAACAUUGUCCAGAUGGCAUAACAGAAAUAGAAAUCUCUGCCUACAACAUAAGCAUCCAGACAUUUACACAACACGCACAGGCGGAAGAGAGAAGCACCUUAUUUAGAGUCACACACAUGUAUAUAUUGGUCUAAUUGUUCCUAUUUCCUCAUGUCUAUCUAUAAUUUUAUCAUUAGAGUUUAAAUUUAUCUUGUUAUUAUCCUCCUCAGUAUCUGGCAGCGAUACCUUUUAAGGUGUUAGACUUUCAUUUGUACCACUUACUCACUUUUUUUCCUUCAUAGUCUCUUUUUAUAGAGAUUAACAGUCAUCAGAUUACUGCCAGGAGAUACUAAAUCAUUAUGGUGAAUAGUGUUACACCUGAAUUUGCUCUUCAUACAUACAUACUUUACAUAUAUAUAUACAUACAUAUUGUUUAUCCUGCAUAACGAUGAGAGCAGAUGUCAGGACCACACCCGCUUUUAGGUGAAGCAGUCGGUUUAGGAGGACAUCUAGGGUUUGUUUAUUUUAUGGUUAUCUUAAAAUUAGGGCUGCAGCUAUCGAUUAUUUUAGUAAUCGAGUACUCUAUCGAUUAAUCUGUCGAUUAAUCGAGUAAUCGGAUAAGAAAUGUUUUGCUCUCACUGUAAUACUUUGCAUUGAAUCACGUUUGCCUCAUUAAAAACCAUCAGUAACACACAAAACUGAAAUAGGCCAGGUCUUUCAAAUGAAUAUUUUUACUGCAUAAAUCAGGAACCAAAAGUUUUACAUUUUACCAUGUAGUUCACAUGAAACUACUGAAGGCAAGGUCUGCAGAUGGUCUUUUAAUUGCUAUGGUAAUGAUCUUUGCAGUUUUCACUAAACCAGUCACAACUAUUUCCAGGCUUUGGAUCUAAUUUUACUUGUUUAAUUAAUAGGCUGAAAUAAUAUAAUUCUUGGAUACUAACAUAAUUUGACAAGCAAAUGUACAUUUAUUCAAUAUAUAAAAGUGUUAAAUUUUUAUUUACAUGUUGUUGUGUGUUGGUCAUUUUGCAGCCCUCUGCUGCUCAUCACACGCCUAGCAGGUGGUGUAUAGCAUUAUCACCAUGGAUCAGUGGCGGUUCUAGACCAAAUUACUCCCCGGGCGAGCACCCCUCCAAGUGCCCCCCCCCCCCCCCCCCCCCACCACCACCACCACACACACACACACACACACACACACACACACACACACACACACACACACACAAACAAACACAAAGAGAUAGAAUUUUGAACAGAUAGUUUUGUAUUACUAUGUAGUAUUAUUAUUAUUAUAACAAAAAAAAUAAUAUAUUUCUCAAUUGCAGAAAUCCUUCAAUAGAAAAAAAAAAAACAAUCCUGAGGGCCAUUUUGAGAGGGGCCCCAGAUCCUGAGGUUUUCUGACGUGUUAAGGUUUACAAAACAGCUGCUAUCUCGGCCUCUGUAGUAGAUAGAAACAAAAUUCAAAAAGUAUUUGAGAGCUUAAACAUGUGGCUUUCAAGAAAGCUCUCUUUUAGUUUUGCGAACCUUCAUCACAUCUUUGAAAAAGAACAAACAAACUCAAAUGAAAUAAAGCGGCUGUAUAAAUAAAAGUAAAGGCUCUGCACUGGAGAAUGACAAAUAAUUUGUUUUCUGUAAAACAAGUGGCAGUCAUGAUAAAGUGUCCAUUCAAUACAAAUGUAAAUAUAGAAAAUAAGGUGUUGAAAGGGUAUACAGCUGCCCCAGUAUAGUGCCAGUACAAAAGCAGAACUAAACACUAAAAAAUGAAUAAAUAAAUACGUGGCUGACAGUGUGUUCAUCUCUGUUCUCACCCAAAGUCAUGCAACACUCAGAGAAAACGCUGAUAGUGUGAGCCAAAUCACUCCCUAUGAAGAGGUUGUUCACACUGCUGGAUGUUUCUCCUCUGAAGCUUCUCUCUUCUCCGUCAUUGUUUACUUUACUCUUGAAGCUCAUCAAGCACGUAGCAAGAUCCGAGCAUGAACCCGAGCGCUUUAUUCGCCUAUCAAAGGCAGACGGGUACGGUGAUUUCACUCACCGCGACUCCAGAAAUGAUUAAAAACUACAAAAUGACGUAUCCGCGCUCCCGCUGAUAUGCUGACAUGCGUACACAGAGCAGAGCAGUCCCCCCGCGACUCUCUCCCCGCCUCGUCUCAUACAGUCUGUCAGCCUCUGUGCAGCACCUUCGGAGCAAGCAGGGGCGCCUACAGCAACGGGGGGGGGGGGCGCCAAUUUGACAGCAAGAGUUAAUACAAAACCGCUUUGCGGUUAAGAUUUAUUAUUAUUAUCUUUUAUUUUAUUUUUUUGGAAGUGCUCGUGCCGCCCCCCAUGAGUCAUGACACCAAUGCCGCCCCGGGCAGCUGCCCUGUUCGCCCGUGCCUAGAACCGCUACUGCCAUGGAUACACGGAUGUUUGUGUGAUUUUUUUCAUCCACUGCCGCCCGGUUUGUGUCGUGUAGAUGUUGAUUAUGAAAACACUUCGCAAUAAUUUGGAAACGUGAAGGGGGAGCUGCUGCUGCCCGGUGUUUACGGUAAAUAGACGCAAACACCGACCAAGUGGACGCUUCGGUCUCCGAAAACGCCGAGACAAAUUUACAAACAGCCACUAUUUCAAACAACUGGGCUCAUAAUCGUGAUGUAAACACUUACUUUCUCGCUAGAAAAAAUAUUAUUAUUGAAUGAAUGUAUAUAAUUUGUCCGGUAUGCAGUCGUUCUAUGUAGCUUGUUGUAGGACUAUUUAAAUUUUCCCGGCGCUGCGUCCGGCCGGCACGAAAUGCAUUCUGGGGUAUUUAGUAUGUAUGUGUGUAAACGCUCGGGCAGCCGCGGCAUACUCAAAUCAUCUUUGAGUAGUCAGUAGGCAGUAGCUACUGCUUGAGUAGGUAAGUAGAUAGCAGGCAGUAUGCCAUUUCGGACACAGCUUCUGUCUGUCCUCGUUUCCCUCCAUGAUUGAACCAAACGCGCGGCAGCGGAAGGAGCGGAAAGAGCACGCUUCUGCGCAACAGAAAUAACCGUCCGUGUCAAACACCGUGCGCUGCACAUGGUUCCGGAUUUAAACGAUUCCUCGAGGCAUAUAAUUUGCCUCGAGGAAUUUUAUUAAUCGAGUUACUCGAGUUACUCGAGUAAUCGUUUCAGCCCUACUUAAAAUACUGGUUACUGUACAUGCUAAGUAAUGAACCAGGACAGUACAGCACUCUAAUUAUUAUAAAUAAGAACAUUUUAAAGGUAUUGACUGUCUCAACGACCAAAAUAUGAUGUCAGUUUAUGAGACUGAGGGUCAAUGGUCUAGUUUAAUGGAGGCGGGGUGGGACGACGUUUAUGGAAACUCUUUUUAAAAUUAAAACUAAAAAACUUCACUUUAAAAUGCUGCUGAUCGUAAAAGUCAUGAUUUAUAUGUUUGCCAUAAUGGAUUUAAGAUUUGGGCGCCUAUUGGCUGAAGACUCCUGAAGUCAAUAUGGUGGAUCAUCUUUGCACAGGUCUGCUAUGUACGGUGGCCCUGAAGGUCAAUAGCACAAAUAUUUUAAGAAGGGAGGAAAUAAUUAUUUCAUAAACACUUAAUAGAAAAUAGAAAAUAAUCAUAUGAAAACAAUAUAUAUUUUUAAAACCACAAAUUAACAAAAUGACUCUCUAACACGUGAAAAUAUUUUUUGCAACACAAAUUUUGAAACAAAAAUAUUUUAUAGGCACGAACUGAAAUAUUUUUCAGAUAUUUUAAAAUUUUUUGACAUCUAAAUAUUUUUAAAAAUGUAUUUCCCUUUUUUUUUAAUUAUUUUUGUUCUUAAAGUUUAGUACUUCUGAAUAUUUUGAGUUUUAAAAAAAUUAUUUGGAUUUUUAAAAUAUUGGUAUGUUUUGAAAUGUCUAUUUUUUGUUGAAGUAAAAAUAUUUUUGUAUUUUCUGAAAUAUUUUUCUAUAAUCUCCUAAAAUAUUUGAGCUGCUGACCUUCAGGGUCACUGAUGCUGAAACCUGAUUGGUCAGAAUUAAUUUAAAUGCAAAUGUCCAACAAACAGUCACUGAAAUCAGGACCUACACAUUUGUUGUUCUGAAUCUAAAUGAAGAUCAGGUCAGAGGAAACAUUAUUGACUUCUGAUCGGAGAUAAGAAGCUAAGUUAGAGUUUGGACCGAACCACUCGGACCCCUUCUGGUUUUAAAGCCUCAUCAGAUCCGGAUUCUCCUCCUCUGACAAAAGUCAUAAAUCUCGUACAGCUGGAGGGCUUUGUCACUCGAUGAAAUGCGUCAUCAUAUAUAAAAAAAUAAACUGUUAUUUUCCUUCUUUUCAGAGAAAAAUAACAUCUUUAUCCUCUUCUGUCUUAUCUGAGCAAUUAAUACAAACGGCCUGUAGGAACUACUUAACGAACUGAGCCGUUUUAAUCAUCCGCCACGGUGGGAUGUUCGCAGACGCUCUGGACAGAUUUUGUUGUCUGAGACUGUCAUGUUUCACCCUCUGUGACAUUUCCAGGUGGUCAUAACUUCAGGGGGCAACCUCUAGUUCCUCUGAAGGAUUGUCUCACAAUCUUACACGGGCAUUCAACAAUCCAUCAUGAAAGGGAAAUACAUUAUAGAGGAGGCAGAGAAACCAAUUUCCACACAGACAGCGGCCUCAACAGACCACAAUGCACCACAGCCCGGUGAUAUGCUGUGAUUCGAGUCAGGGGUGUGACUUUUUUGACUUUCACUAUAUAUACACCACACUUUUUCCUGCCAACACAUGGAGCAACAUAUUGGAACGAGCCGGCCCUCUCUGGCAGUUGUCGAGAUGCAUUCAGGGGAAAACAGGAAAACACAAAGUGAAGUUGAAGCAGAUGUGUGGAGUCGGAGGAAGUUUGGGGCCCCGAAAAAUAAUUUCUGCCACCUCGGUUGUAAAGCACUCCUGGCGGGAAGCGAGUCUCACAGAUUGAUGAUACAUAACAGUGUAUCCAAGGGUGGAUUUUCCCAUUAAGUCUUCAGUCUGAGUUAGAGCCCAGAAACAAAAAGAACAAUUUCAGCUCCCUCUGCAUCUCUGAAUGAAUAAUUCCUUUGAAGGGAAAAAAAAAAACGUAUUUGAAGAAAACUGUAAAUUUCUAACAGCAUCCUAAAAAAUCUGAAUGUGAUAUCAAGCCCUCGAUUAUUCUGACAUGUCUAUCAGUCAGUCAUCACACGCCCUGGAUUCUCUCUCAGUUUAAGCUUCUGUUCAAUCAAUCAGUGACACUUCGGCUAUAAUGGGAUUUGACAGCUUAUCUAGCACUUCAUGAAAAGUCGGGCACCGCAGACAGAGUGAAUAAUAAAACACGAAAAUACGAGACGUCGUGUUUUAUGCUUUUUUAUGGCCACUGAAGACACGUCAAUUUUUCAACUCAGCGUGAAGCAGCUACUGCCUAUUUAGCUCUUGAUUCUAUUAUGAUUCAUUUAAUUAGGGUUAUUAAGUUAAUUUAACCGAGAUGCCGCAAAGCUCUGCAGACUGUGUCACUUCCACUGACUCGGGAUGAUAGUUAACGGGGAAGAAAGUGUCGUCUUUGGCACAUGACGUGUCCCAGUGAGUGAGUCGGUGGAUGGUAGCGUGUAUCUGCACACUCCUCUGCAAAACCAAAAAAAAAAAAAAAAACACAGUAGGAUUUUCUCUUAUCUCUGUCUGCUGGGAAGAAUUUAGAUGUCGUGUAGGAAUCCACCACCUCAGGAACAGUGUUGUGAUUUUCCAAGAAAUAAAACUCCUUUAUCAUGUAGCUACACCUCCUCAGUCUGUCUGAUGGGAGGAAACGGUGAGUCAGUCAGCGCAAACGGAGAAUGAUGCAGCAUCUCUGCCAGCUUCUCCUCCUUUUAGAUUAUUGUGAAACGCCUGUCAGAAAGCUGCAUGUGUGUGGGGGGAUCUCCCGAAAAUAAACACAACCUGGCACAUAUCUGGUUCCUACUAUUUGGCACUGCUCUUAUUUUUGUCGGGUAUACAUACAUAUAUAUAUAUAUAUAGGAAGUGCAGAUAGUGCAACAAAAACACAAAGAGAGUCGCAGAGUCCAAGAGUUUGCAGACACGGCUUCGGUUUCAGAUGCAACUUGAAAUUUAACAGGAAGCCAAAACACACCUGUUUGUGCACAUUUUCAAUUUACACCUAAAACUGCACAGAAACUUGAAAAUAAGAUGAAGCAUCAUGGAUGAAAUGUUCUCACUCGGCUGAGGUGGAAAAUUGUUGUAUCAGUAAAAGAGACCAUUUAUGACAAAGAUGCUUCUGGAGCUUCUUCUGACUGAGAAGAUUGAGGUGAGCGCAGAAAAACAUCUAAAGUGCUUUAAAUUAAAACACAUGCGUCUCUUCUGUGUUAUUUUUACACAUCUGCAGAGUGUCAUAUCGAGCCGACCUAUGACUCAACACCAACUGCAUCCAAAAGUCUCAAAUUAUAACAUAUUCUCAUUAUUUCACCAAACUGAGUCCUCCUCGAGAGUUUAAAAGACAUAUUUAAGUCACUAUCUAAGUCACCCUGGCCUUCAGCAGCCUGAACAGUGUCUCUAGUGGUUAUUUGGAGAGCUGAACCAUCUGCUAGAAAACUGCAAAAACAAGGAACGUGAAGGCUGCCCUGCAAACUGCAUGUGUUUUAUAAGAUACUGCAUGUUUUUAUGGUCAAAGAUCAGAGUUCAGAUGGGUUUAAAUGUAAAGUUCAUGGCCUGAAUAAGCUUAGUGUGAUUAUUUUGAUUAUUUAAAGAGCAAAAAGGAAAAAUCAAUGAAGAAUAUUGAUGGAAAAACAGCCUUUUAAUACAACCUACAUGUCCUCAAAAAUAAUCAAUGAGUAACUCAAUAAAGGGGCGGCUGUGGAUCAGCGGUCGAGUCCCAGUCAGGGGGUCAAUCUUAGGUAGGCGAAUACUUUAGUAAUUGACUAUUCUACCGAAUAUUCCAUCCAUUAAUCGAGUAAUCAGACCAAAACGACAGACUCAGAUACAGUGAGAUUUCUUACAUCACAAGUCCAAGCUCCGCCCCCAGAGCCCCGCUAUGAAGGCCAGACUCAGAGAAGUAGAGGACGAUCGAGGAACAAGCAUGUGCGUUAGUGGACUGCUACUUCUACUACACCGACAAUGUUAGGCUUCAAGCUAGCAAGAAGAGGAGUGUGCAGAGCAGCGCUGUCUCCGCCCACCACUCAGAGGCGAAUUGCUAAUGAGAAGAAAAGCCCCUCUCAACAUUCAUUUUUUCUGCUCCACAAAACCAAAACCGCGUUUACUCCUCCUUCUACCGUGGUGACGUAAACACGUUUUGUCACCUUGAAAAUAAUCCUAAUCCUGCUAAAAUACAGUGAUAUUUGAGUUUAUAAACGAGAACUAGAGGCAGAGAAAAUUCCUGGAUCGUUUUUUGUAACCGAGGUACUCGAGGAAUCGUUUCAGCCCUAAUCCCAGGUCUGUCUGCAUACCUCAGUGUCCUUGGGCAGGACUUGACUCCUCCUGCCUCUGCUGGCUUCACGCAGUAGUCAGACUGUAGCUGUAUGUGAGCUGCUGGUUUCCUCUGAGAUCCUGAAAUACUUAUAAAUAAUUCAAGUGCAGGGGGACAGUUUGCACACCUGUACAACCGGUUAGAGUGGGAGUUUCCCUCCUCUCCACACUCUCCUGUCCUCAAAACGUCAUUAAUGACAAAAAUCACUAAACUAUAAGGUUGGUUAUUUUCGUUUGCUUCAUGUGAACGUUGCUGUUGAUAGUCUGGCUUCCAUGUCAGUCCUCUGCCUGCGUCCCGCCUCUUGGGAGUAAUACACUUAGGAUUGACCGCUCUAUUUCAUACGUCCCCCCUUCGAAAACCCGGACAGUCUCUUUGGGUGUCAGCUCAAUUCAUUAAAUGAAACAUCAUCCGGGGAACAUGACUGUCUGUACCAAAUGUUACGGCAACAACAGACAAACAUUUCCCCCAGAAAUAGAAAUCUCGGCCUCAUUGUGUUGUUGGAGGAGAAGUCUGGGGAACACAAAAGUCAUUAGGAUUCAUUGUCUGGGAAACAUGAAUGUCCGUCAAUCAUUUUGAGCCCGUACUUUCUGUAGAAUAAUGAAUAUUUUCUGGCGUAUAAUUUGUUGUGACAUGUAUUGUGCACAGGUGGAGGGAGAGGAGGUAUUCAUUUUUCCUUUCUCCCUCUGGGGACAAUCUCUCCUUUCAAUUCAAACAAAUGGGUCAGCCUUUUAUUCAGGCGGAGGAUUUUUACUUGCCCUGUCUGAAAGGCAUGUAAUACACUCUGAUCAGCGCGGUGUUUCAGCAGUCAGAAUUUAAAAAGCUUUCAGGAUUCAGGAGUGAGAGGAGCUCAUCCAAAAAAAGAUAAUAAAUGUGGUCAUUCACAGAAAAGGGAAAUAACACGAUCUACACAGCACAUUAUUUGGCACAGAUCAUGGCGGUAGGAUUACAAGUGCUCUGAGUGAGCACGCUUACACAGACCUCAGCUGAUUUCCUCUCACUUCAGUCCUCUGCUCCCCUGACACCUUCGACUUCACAUCUUGGUGUUUUCAGCAGCAUCCUCUCCGCUCCGCGUUUCCUCGGACGGGGGAAUAAAAUAAAAACAGGCCGACAAACCAGGUAACCUGCGGACAAAAAAAAACAGACAGAAACUGCACAUCAAAAAGCAGCUAGCAGCAGAAUUUUAAAUCAGUUUACGUCAGUGUACGUUUGGCCUUGUUUCGGUCAUGAAGGAAAAACUCUGCAGCGAGAAAUGCUGCAGGAAACGACAAGAGAGAUGAGAGCUACAGUAAGCCAACCGAGCUAAUGCAAGCUAAUUUUCCUGCAUUAGACUUUGACAUCAAAUCCUCAUUUUCAGAUAAACAGAUUAUUUUGGUUUUCAUGUUUUGGGACGAGGGAGAUGAUAUCCUGAGUAUUAAAGUAAACCGGUUUUCAUGAAAUCAUCUUUUUUUUUUGUCGGUGUACCUUUUGGACCAAAGAGUCAGACAUGAAAUUUCAGACACUGAGGACCAGACAACCUUCAAGAUAAUAUCGGAUUUCUUCUCUUUUCCUUCACAUUUGAAAGGACUUCCUCAGGUCAGGCCAGGUACAAUAGUUUAUCUGAAGCGGGGCGCGCGCUGAAAGAUUUUCAGACCACUUUUUGGUCGCCAUCACCAAAAGUCAGCAAAGGCCACAUUAUCAGAUGGUUCUCAAGAUUAUCCUGACCGAAGGAGGACAGUCAGAGCCGCUUGGAGUUGAAAUCCUGAGUAUUACACAUGUGGGACUGUUGGAGUGGCAGCAAGACAGGAUGCUUGCGGUCUACUGGCGAUAAUUCAUGUCAUCCAGAGAUAUUAACGCUUGAGUUUGUUGAAAAAUAAACUUAGAUUCAGACUAAUCUACCAAAUUUAUCAAAGCAGAGCUGGAUAGAUAUUCUUGUUUCCUGCUGUGAACCCAGAGAGUUGUUGUCGUACCUGCGGGUUGGAUCUCUGCGGCGCCUUCACACCUACAGUCAGAGGUAUAUAAUCAAACUCUGUGUUUCUCUGUUAGUUUUGGCUGCUGUGAGGUUUAACAGACCAACUCAAGAGUGAAUUCACAUCCAUCUGCUGAUUGUGAACUGCUCAGUGAGCAGUCUCAGGAUCAUUCUUUGUGCUCAUACUUGCUUUUCAACAACAAGCGAGUUGUGAUUUUUGUCAGAUCAGACAAAGAGAAGUUGUUGAAUUGUGAUGUGUGGAAACAGUCUUUUUGUACCUUUGCUGUUCGACAAAAUUAUUAGAUUUGUGUUGAAAUUGGGAGGAAAUCCCUCAGAAAAAAAUCAGUUUUUCAUAACAUGGUCAUUUUGCUUUCUUUAGUCCUGCUGGCGUACAUAAUCACCUCUUCUCGAACUCUUUGUGACACUAGAGACAUGGUCUGCAUUACGUCCAAACUAAAGUAUUUAAAUAAUGACUUAUGUCUCAGUCUGAUAUUGAUUUUUGAAGGUCCUGUUCAGUUUGUAAAGAAGUUAUCUUGGUCAUCUCAAAACAAAUAAAAUAGACUGUAAAUUUUUAAACUAUUAAUUCUUCUAAGUUUGCAGCCUUCACAACAACCGUAUGGCUCCAUGCAAAACCUCAAAAUACAUCCUCUUUAUGGACAACUCUUGAGUGUUUUUUGCUCUUUUUGCACGAUUCCAGUCAUCAAUACUUCCUCAAACUAAUCAAAUCACCAUAAAUAAAGCCGAAAUACCCCCUAUGAGCGGGUUUGAAGCAGACAGGCACACUUAUUAAAAGUCAAACAACUCUUGUUUUGAGUUUAUCUUGUGCACAAAGUCCUGCAGAAACUACAUUUGUAAACAGAGUUUUCAAUCAUCCUGUCACACUCCUGCUUUUAUGGCAUAAGUUACCCAAGUUUGACUAAACUUCUCAGAAAAAUAAAAACUGACAUUUUGAUACUUGAAAAAACUCAUUCUUAUUCUGUAUAACAGUGUUCGAUAAAUGACCUACAGUAUAUUAAGUGUGACCCAUGACCAAAGUACGACUGAGGUUGAUUUUAGAGUCAACUUUAAACCCAAAAUCAGCCACAACAGGAGCUCUGACUGAUCUGACUUUUCUUGGCCGGUGUGGGUACCAAAUGUGUUUGGGCUCCCAGCGGGGCCCAGCACCUGUCGAAGACGUCACACUAUAUUAUAUUAAUAAAGUUCUCUAUCUAUCUAUCUAUAUGGCAAGUCCACUCGGACAAACUACUUUACGCUCCAUUUAAUAAGUCAAAUGUGCAAAAGCCCUUUGUGGUUUUCUUUAUUUCUGUUUAUUAAUCUAAUUGACCCUGAAACUUUCUCUCCCAAUAACAGAGAAUUACAACUUACUGUACUGUAAUUUUUAGACGGUUAUAAUUGUAGAUGUUUACUGUUAAAUGUACGCUUGAUCCAUAUUUCCUUUGGCGCCCAAAGGCGGUAGUUCGGCUGUAGUAAGUCCCCUUUGAUAAGUAGUGAUAGAUCGCUUUGUCCAUGAUUUCUCUGAAGAACUACAAUCCCAUGAAACCUAAUCCGGUGAAAACCGCUUCUGUAAUGUCCGGACCAACCACAAUCUUCUACGUCAUCAGAACCAACUUUCAACCAAUCAUAAGGGGUGACGUUAUAAGUAGGCGCCAGGCCCUGAGACAAUCUGGCAGCCCAAACACAUUUGGUAUCUACACCGUCAUGUCAUCCAACUACGACUCCUGUCCAAGAAAGAGAGGAUGCUGAAUGUUGAUAUAAACAAUUUUUGACGGUUUACAGAUAUACUGUAGAGAAAAAGAUAAUAUUUAUGUUAAAUUUAAUGCUAGCAAAAUACUCAGAAACUUAAACAACAAAAAACUAAAAGGUCAAAUAAUAAAAGUUCAACUUGACCAGGAACAAAACAAACUGAGGAUUGGAAGAGUUUACCACUUUGUGAGAGACUGCGUGAGAUAAAAGUUCAGCAAUUUUAGAGUCAUUUUAGACGGACUGAUGUGAGCAUUGAUCUGUGGCCUGAUGAUUUAAAAUAUGACGUUCAUUUUGGGGAUCAUUGAUGCUGUUUCCUCUGAUCUAAAGACGAGGUGGACCACCUGAUGCUGGACAAAAACAGCAACAUUUUCCCCCAUCUAGACUUUUUUUUCAGGAGAGACCUUUAAAUUCCAGCGUGACAAUGCCAAACCACACUCAGCACACAUUAUAACAGCCUGGAUUUGUAGUAGAACCGGUCUGCCUGCAGUCCCAACUCGUCACUCACUGAAAACAUUUGGCCCAUCAUGAAAUGAAAAAUACGACAAAAGAGGCCCCUGAACUGUUCAGCUGCUGAAAUCCUAAAUCAGGCAGAAAUGGGAGAGGGUUUCACUUCCAAAAACUGCAGAACCAGGUCUCCUGGGUCUUUAAUGUUUGCAGAGUGGUGUUAAAAGAAGAGGGGAUCCCAUCAAUUUGGAGAUGUUUUGGAAUUAAAUUUAAAAUGGUCGUAUAAUUCACAUUAAUCAGUGUUAAAUAUCUCGUCUCUGUGCUGUUUUAUUUAAAUAUGGGUUUAGAUUAAGCUCAAACCAUCCCGCUCUGUUUUCAUCAGCCUUUAAUUCAACUUUUUGAGGAAUCAGGGUUGUAUUUAUGUGCUCUAUGAUCCGUGUAGACCGCAGUGACAUACUGCUGGGCUCUCUGCCCUGCUGGGGUCACUAUCCAUUGUUCUCGGGAAAAUAGAGGAGGCACAAGCCAAUGUUUUUUUCUGCUAACAUAUUGUUUCAGCUCCCGACCAGUCACCGUUACUGGGAGCUAUGGCUUAUAACUGGCUUUCUUUAUAUCCUCCAGUCAGACACAGAUCUUGGUUUGGGAGGUUAUGCAGUCUAAUCAUAGUCAGCGUUUAAAAAUAAGAAAUAAGAGUCCUCGUCGGUUCAUUUAAGACGAGGUUUUAAAAGAUUGAUGCUUCCUGUGGUUGACAGCUCUCCUCCUACACUGGAUGUGAUUCUUGUGUUUAAUUGGAUCUAAAUCUGUCCCAACAAAACGAUUCAGAACCCGAGAACUCGGAGUGCAGGAACAGUGCAUGUUGUGCAGAGCGUUUCUCCACAGAUAAAUCAGUGGGUGAGAUUAUCCCCGGAGCCAGGAGGAGAGGCAUUUCAUCAAUUGGAGAUCAGGACUUUGUAUUGAUCUCGCAGCCCAUGCAUGUUUGACAUUACUGAAACCCCCCUGUUUUUGGUGACUCUUGGAUUUCAGUCAAUCCCAAUUUCCAUAGAGCACAGAGGUGUGAGUGCGGCGGCGCUGCGGCGGCGGCACAGCUGAGAGGUUGUGUGCUUCUGAUGCUCCAGAGGUACUUUUUUCCCUUCUUUCUUCCACCCACCUGUCAAACUGUUCUCUUUUUAUACAAUAGGUUACCUGUAUUACAAAGACUGUGUCCUCCAAUGCAGAGGUUUUUCUCUCUUUAUUUUUCUUUCUUUCUGAAAUAACUCAGAAACCUCAAAAGAUGAUUUUUUUUGUCUUUAUUUUUGCGAAAGUUCACCUCUGUUCCACACGUUUAGGUCCUAAUUUCUAACGAUUUUUUGUUCCCAACCUGAUUUCUUGGUGUACAGUCAAUGCAAAUGUAAGAAAAUCGAGCACUUUAUAGAGUAAAUGUAGUCCUAUGUGUUAAAGCAGCUUCAUUUGGAGCUUAAUGCCUCCUUAAGGAUGUUACAGAAUCGAUAACAGGAGAUAUACUUCCCCCUGUGGAGCGUUUUAUCGGCCACCAUGUAUUCGAAGAGGUAAUGUUUUCACUGAUACAUGCUGUGAAUGAUCUUACUCCGAACAAUUAAGUUGCACAAAAACAUAAAUCAGGUGAGGAGGGGCGGCAGAGAGGAAAGCUGCUGAUAUGAGAGGAAACGGCGUUUAGUUCAAUCUGCAGAGAGCUGCACGUUCACACGCCCGGCUGGAGUCAUGCACGCCUCGACUUCUCUGCACAGCUUACUCACAGGCACCCACCCACACCCACACGCUGCCUGACGCUGACGCCGUAGCGGCGUUCAUCAGCGCAGAGUUGUGUGAGGUGAACGGUUACGUCAAACAGCCGAAGUGAAGAAAACGAGAUUUUCCUUUUAUGAAUAAAUCCUUCAUCAGGUAGAGCUUGUACGCGUUGAAGAGCGGGGCGGGUGGCGGCGGCUUUUUCCAAUUGAGUGACAAUUACCACCGCCGAUACUGAAAAGCCACGACAAGGGCCCUAAAGCAGCCCUGAAAGCUCAUGUGUCGGCAAAAGGGCUCGCUGACACCCCAUCAUGUUCCUGUUAAUGUGCUCCAAAGAUGCUGAAUGGAGAGAUUUUUCAGGCUCAUGAAUUUUCCUCCUGGUAAACUGUAUUUAUAUUCCUGCCGGUCGCACUUGUAGAGAGGCUUCUUCCAAUCACUUAUGAAAGCUUCAGCAAGAUUACAAUAAGUGCAGCGAGGGCCGUUUUAUGAUGGACUUCAUUUGGUCGUCCUGUUUUAAAUUUUGCAGCCCUCAUGAGACUUGAUUGCGUCCUGAAUUCAGAGGAACUAUUAAAACCGGUUAAAUUCUGCUCAGGGAGGUUUAGCUGCAGAUUUGGAGAAAAGAAAAUCCUUAACUUGAACUUCCUGACAACUCAGAAUUACCUCCAUUUAUCACAGCUUAUGUGGAGGCCAACAAUCAUGGGCUCCAUUUACAGGAAUCAAUGGUGCAGGUUAUCGUCCCUGGAAAACCUCGACAUGGAGCCGCAGCAGCAGCAGGACUCCAGGCUCCACUCACAUCAUUGAACUUCUCCCUCUGUUGUAAUGCAAAGUGAGGCCAGCCGGCCGCUCUGCAGAGGACUCUCAUUUAGCUGCAUGAUGAUGUUUAAUGUCCCCGCAGGUAACAACAAUCAUCCUGAAUAUUUGGAGCUUUUGGAGUUUCUAAGAUUUAACUCAGUUUUCACUCAGGGGUCUAAAACUGAACUAACCGACUCAUUUCCUCAAACUUUUAUUUAUGCAACUGAAUCCAGAACAAGAACUUUUUGAUUCAGAGAUUUAGAUUUAAGCCGCAUCAUUAUUCAUGAACACAUUUAUGCAAAUAUCUUUAAGUUUAUCACCAACAAAAAAAUGAAAAACAACUCAGAUAAUUUCUGAGCCAUGGAGGCGAAAAACUUCAAAUCUAGACCAGAUUUUUCUACAAUUACAGACAAACUUUUCUAGAUUCACUGAUCCAGAGAGUUUGAUUUUACAGCCAGAUUCAGAAACUACUUUGAAAGAACAUUCAGUUGGAUUGACUGAAGACUGUGUCCUUGAAUUUAUUUUUCCUUCACCAUGAAAACGUCCAAAAUUUAUUUCAAAAAGGAGAUGCAACACAUUAGUCCGACUUAGAUUGGAGUAAAUCGAGAUCAAUCGGUCUCAAACUGGAUAAGUUUUCUGCGACCCAGAAGUUGAACAGCUUAACAGCGCCGUAGGAAGUCAGGCAGUGAAAAAUGUUGACAGAAAAAGGACGGAACGUAAAACAUCUUAAGUUUUUGUGCAGAGUGAUAAAGUUCCCGGUGCAUCUUUCAACAACAAAAAAACUGUCAGCCUCUUAUUCACGUGUUUGUCGGUUGUUUUGGUUCAUGAUGCAGUAGGUCACCUUGUUAACACCCAAAUAGCAACAAACUAAAACGAGACAUUUUAUCACCUACUCAGGAGCUCGACACGAGGACGAUACUCCACUCAAAUGACCUUAUCGCGCUGUAACUGUACCUCAAGUUAACGGUACAUUUAACAAUGUAGUGCAUAUGCCAAGCCAUUAAGUGGCGCUGUAACGCUGCACAGGAAAUGCACAAAAGACAGAAGAAGAGUACAGAGCAUGUUUAUAAAGGUUGUUUUGGCCAGACUCACUCAGGCGCCAUAAAAGAGUUACGUUGGGUGUCAGAUGAUCGUUUCCAGAGAUGCAGAUAGACAUCCACACGGAGAUGAAAUGAUCGUCGUUUACAGAUUUAUGCGCUCCCCGACCCGUUUUCAAAAACUACCGUCUACAGUCACCCGAAAUGCUAUUUCCGUGUGGAUGAAACGCCGAUACGACAAAAAACGUUAGCAUUUACUCCUGAAUUCGUUUCCGUGGUGACGGGUUGAUACCGCCUUCAGACAGACUUUGCAGCGGGGAGUGGUUUACUCUUCAUCAGAAACUGUGAAGUCGUACCAAUUCCACAAGACUGACUUGCUCUUGUCCUAUUUAGCCAUGAAAUUAUUGCCUUCUUUUGCAAACGCCAUGUUUGUUUACACUUGUGUGCAGACCUAUUACAGACCUGCACACACACUCUGCUGUCCCGCCCUUCCUGCUCCACUGUAACCACCUCCACUGACACUCUAGAGGUGGGCUGAGUUUACUCCACCUCCUGAAAGUGGAUCUUUGUCUCGUCACUGUUAUAAACUCACAUCAUAGAAAAAUGUUUGUGGCUUUUGUAUCAAAGGUGAGACGUUACAGCAAAUACAGACGCCUCCCUUUUCUCUCUGUAACAGACACUGAGAUGAUCGCUGACGAGUGGUGAGAUGAUAUUUCAGGCAGAAAUGAAUCAUCAUCACUGAAAAAUACAGCGUUACAAAACUGUUAACUUCAUUUUUAAAAAACACAAAACACGGCAUUGUGGCAUUAUGAGAGGAAAUCCGUUUGUUUGUACCGAAGGGAAGAAACUCUUUUGUUGUCUUGCGGCGAUUUUUGAGGACACUCAGCGCAUCAUGAAUACACUUUUCACAGAGAAUUCACACACCCAAAGCAAAUGUUGGACAGGAAAAUAAGAGCCCUUCAUUUCUGUCAGAGCGGUUUCAGCCGCAGCCAUUGUUUUACCGUUUCCUAUUAUUUUAACAGGUUGUUAUGUCUGCUGUGAUAGCGAACGGCUGCCCACUCGCUCAUCUAGAAAAGCAGAAAGCACAGCUGCAUGAUCGUCCGAUGAGAGUCCCCACUUCUCUUUGCUUUCUGAAAUCAAUCAAAUAUACGUCCGAGUGAAGGUAAAGCGAUGUAAUGAUACCUCUGCUGAGCGACUUCCUACAUAAACGCCUCAUUAAAAAGUUCAGUGUAAGUUUAGAGCUGAAGUUGAGGUUUACAGUAGAAGAAGAAGGAGGAAGUGAUUUUAUGUGGUUUUACCAAAAUGAGACGCCUUUACAAAAAUCCUGAAAAUAACCAGAAUCAUCCGCAGUGAGCUGAUGAAUAUUCAUGAAUGCAUCAGGCCAGAAUUUAACCACAUUUUCCGGCCAGCUCUUCCACUCUGGGUCAAAGUUCAGGUGAGAGCGGAGCAGGUGGGCGGAUCACGUUUAUAUUAUGUUGAAUUAAUCCAGAAUAUCACCAUUAUAGAUAAUGAAGACAGAGACCUUCAGUUUGUGCUGAUUAUUAUUCACUUUUUUCCACCUUCGUUUACGAUUCCAGGAGAAGUGUGUCUCAGAGGAAGACCAAUAACCCCACUGAAGUAACGUCUCUCAGGAAUAACUUAAUUAAAAACCACUAUCCUGUUUGCAGCGUCAGAGUAAGGGAGCAUGCUUUGGUUCCUGUACCGACUGCAGAAUCCUUGAUCAAGACUGCGACAGACUGAAACCCUCUACCAAACAAUACUCACAGAUUUCCGAGCUCCGAGUCUGAACUUUCAACUGAGCGAAGUGGGGUCGGAGUUCUGACUCGGAAAGUCAGACAAUCCACACAAGUCGACUUUUAAAAAUGGUGGCGCCGGUUGUAAACAGCAAGUAGAAGUUAGCUUGAAAGAAAAAUCUGCUACCUUCUGCGCCUUUGUGUUUCCUCUUCAUCCACCAUGGUUACAGGUUGCAAAAGGAUUGCACAUUUGUCCAGAAGUUGUUUAUAUUUAGGCAAAGGCAAGAAUAACUUUCAUUGGUGUAGCCAUCUUGUUUACGCUUCCGUUUUUGGCCUAGGCUACUUUGGCUACGACUUUGUAACUGAACAGAAACAGGUGUGGCGUCAUUCCCAGCUCUGACUUCUGACUUCUGAGGUAAAUGAAAUGCACCAUAAGUCUGUUUAGAGCCUGCAGCUCUGUGGCUUUAGAUCCAUUUGAUCUCCAAAGUCAACAUCGUGAUUUUCCCGUUUAGUUCGUCACCCUGAAGUUCGAAACUUCAGCUUCAGACUCGUCAUGUCGUACACAUGCAAACUAUCAUGGCUAAGAAUGCUAACAACAACAACAGCUGGGCCACUUCCUGACUUUGACAUCCAUGAAAAUGCAGCAUUAGUCUAAGAAGUUUUGUAAAAUGAAUGCUAUCGUAAUCAAUGACAAUAAAAAUAAAAAUACUGUAUAUGGUAAAAGCUAUCUAGUUGAUUUUGCUCUAAAUAAACCCCUAAUCUACAAAAAUAUACAUUUUUCUAUAUUUGAGAGGACAUUAAGAGAGGACAGGGUCAUUUUUCUGUCUGGUUUCAUGCACCUGCACUGAGUAAUCACACAUAAACCCACAAAUAUCUCUGCAUGUACAGGUGCAUCUGACUCAGUCUCAGUGAAGACGACGAGGACGUCACGUUAAAACAAACAACAGAGCUACCUUCAAAUUGCUGGUACUUAACUUUGUUCUCUCUUCCUCUCUAACCUUUACACUCCGCCUGUUUAAGCAAAGUGAAAUCACAAGUUGCGUUACCUCAUUAUGUAAAUAGCUGUCACACUGAAUAUUAACAAAAACAGCCUCGAGUUUCCGACGGGGGACUUCUCAGAAACACAUGAAUCUCGUGGAAACACAACACACCCACACAACCAGUGAACCCAAACCAGGUGCAUCGAUGACACUCAGGCUUAGUGACUCACAGUAUGACUGCCUCUGUGUGUGUGUGUGUGUGUUUGAUUGUGGGUUUCUGCAGCAGAUUCGGGGUUUGUGUGUUUCCGCCCAGUGCGCGCUGGGAUCAACUCCAGCCAUUGGACACAGACGAGACUUACAAUGAAAACAGAUGUUAACUGUCACCGAGGAGGUAGUUCUGUCAAAGCAAAGUGCCUUUUCGUGUCGAGAAGCGCCGUGUGGAAAGGUAGGAGCAGAGAGAUCGGUCUGUGCGGCGGCUGAUUAUAAUUAUUCUGACAAAUCUGAACCCAAUGUGGACAAACAUGUAGAUACAGCCCUGAACGGUGCGUUAUGAAACACAGGUGAAAAAACACGCUGGGAUAAAUUAUUUUGUGAGCAUCAUUAGGAUAAGACGGCUGCAGUGAAAUGGAGGCCAAAUGUCUAACUCGGCUCAGAUGAAAGCAGACAUCUAUUAACCGAGUCCAUUACUUUGUGUUGUACCUUCACUGUCUCUUAAAAGUGAAACACAUUCAGAGGGCACAAAGAAACAUGAUGCAUCGCUCUCAGCUGGGCGGCUGUCGGCGGUGUUUACUUGUUGUUUACUUGUCGAAGAAAGUAGCGGCUCAUGUUCUUGUCGAGAUGGUGACUCUUUCUGGUUGGCUUGUGCUGAGAAACCGUAUCUGAUUAUGCACCCUACGUCGGCCAUGUUCGUGUCCUGGCACUGACAGGAAACACAGAAAAGACAGCAGGAAUGAGUCUGCGGAUGGUAGUCCAGUGGAGGGGCCUUUAAUGCGAGGUAAAGCUCCAGUGAGGAACUUUCUGCCUGUUCCCUCUUGUGGACAAAGUUUGACAGCUAUUGAGAUUUAGUUAAAGUCUUUGGACAAAAUGAGCUUUAACCCCUAAUUUCCAUCACAUCUGGAACAGCUACGAAAAGGUCAUAUCCACCGAUGACAGCUGAUCAUAACCAUUGAAGUUAACGCUUCAAUUUCCAACGGCUUCCGUUCCUCUGUGGAUCGCCGGACUCUGCAGCUGAUCGCAAGAGUUCUAUUUUUUCCGGUUGCCGGAGCAUGCCGGAUAAAUUCAGCACAGAUUAACCCGCACUCUGUGUUUCAGGCGGAUCGUGUUUCACACCAUGCAAACGGGCGCGGACGAACAAGUGAAAGGUUUUUAGAUGUCAUUUCACCCUGAUGACACCAUGGGUGAGGAGAUACUGAUUCUAGAAGUCUAGGAGUAGAUUUCCUCCUCUGGAAGGAAACAAUCUACUGCUUAUAUGGUUAGCCUAUGUGGCUAUAGAGAAAACUCGUUAUUGCCUGAUUGCACGUGAAUCCGCGACUGCUUGUGAGUUCUCAUGAUUCCCACUGUCCGUAAUCUGCCAAAAAAUUUACCUCACAAACUGAUCUGGUAGGAAUUGGCAGAAGGCGAAAAAUCGCCGCCGUUCCUGAUGCGGUGGAAAUCCCGGGUUAGUUUUAGUCACAUUUAAGUCAUUUUUGCCUUUACUAGCCUCGGUCUACUUUUAGUCGACAAAAAAUCAGAUAUUAUAGUCUUUAAAGGCACAAGAAGAGUUUUGAAACAGACUGAAACUGACCUUCAAGAGCAAAUGAGACCAUCCGCAGCAAGGACGAUCACUUCUCUUUAAUUCUUAAAGCUUGAAUCCAUCAGCAGAGUUACCAACUCCUCAAUAAGGAAAUCCGCUAGUGGUUGUCGUAAAAGUCAGUAGAAGUCGCAAGACGACGUUAUCCCUGCAUAAUUUCUCAGCCAAACCCACCCGUUAACAUCCAUAACUGCUCAUGUCAGAGUCUCCAAACUUGUCGCUUUGCGCUUUUUUGAAAAUAAGUGGCUAAGGGGGUCUGAAAAGUCGCUAAAUUUAACAACAAAGUGACCCACCAGAGGGGUCAGUGUCAGAAAGAUUAUUAGCAUGCUAAAGAAGCAGCUUUUUCACUUGUUUCAGUAGUUAUUACUCACAGCGAGUGAAAAAUUUCAGUAACAGUCAGAGGUUUUUAUAGACAAGAGGUAUUCCACUGUCCACAGGGGGCGCCAAAACGGACACAAACCAAAAGUUAAUUUAUGUACUUGAAUCUCAUUCACGAAAUGAGAAUAAAAUGAAUUUGUGUGUAAAUUCUUCAGUGUGUUUCCAUUGUUGCAUGGCUAAAUAAACGUUUUAUUCCCACGUUCGUUUGAUAUAACUACAAUUAAAAAUGUUCAGUUCAAACUAAAGCAGUAGCCGCUCUGCUACCUCUGUACAAACACAUCAAACUGUGUCUAAUUAGCCUCUGUUUGCCUUUCAAUGCUUCUGUGAUUAAAUGUCCCAAAUUAUGUAUUAGGGUCAGUGCUGCUCUGGGGAAAAUAAAGAGUGGACUCUAAAAAGUUUCUGUUAUACCCGCAUAAAACAUUCAGCAGGAAAGCUAGCUGCAUUUGUAAACAGCCCGGCUGAUGUAGUGAUAUUGUGUCUGGAGUGAAGAAGCGCUUUUGUGAACUGUUUGGUAAAAGAUGAGUCAGUUCACGUAUUUUUUUUUUUUGUACUUUUCACCUUUGCUGAUUAUCCUGUAGCUCAGUGAGAGCCGAGACCUCCGGGCUAAUUAGUCUUUCUGAAGUGAUUGAUAUCAACGAUGUCGAGACGUGCCGAAUGAGUAAACCCUGAGAUGACUCACGAGCCGAGAUCGAGCCUUGAAGUUUUGUGGAUUGUUUUUGGAGUAAAAAGAUGUCAGAUACUCUAGCAGAGAAAAUAUUUGAUUUUAGUGGGUCCUUGACGGAGAAAUUUGGAUCAUAAAUAUUGAUUUUUUUUUCAAGAAUGAUUACCCCCCUAAGAGAUUGUGAAGUUUCCCAGGCCUGGAAGUAGUUGGAUCUGCAUUUGUUUUAACCAUUUAAGUCAGGCAAACACUUUUAUUCCUGUGAUUUUGUUUUUAAAUAUUUGUCAGAGUUUAAUAAGACCCUGAAAUAGAAAAUUUGUCCGAGCACUUCAUGAAUAUUUGAUCGUUUUUAUUGGCUCUGUGUUUUGAAUCUAUUAAAGCGAAGAUGUUUGAGGCGCUCUCCUCGACGUUACGACUCUUUACGGGGUUUGAAAGGCCGCUCACACGUUACGACUCGCAGAUCACAGAGGAAUAAUUAAGCAGAGGGAUUUCAGCUGACUUCUGCUUGGAAAGUAAUUUCAUUUAUUUUGUCGUAUUUGUUUAUUUGAGCGCCGGCUUUCCUGACGGUUGUGGAACAGCAGUGAUCUUAAGCAAGUGUGCAGUAGUGUUGCCAGAUACAGCUGAUAGUUUCCAGCCCAGAAAGCUGUCCAAAAACCACUGGGAGGCUGAAGAAAAAAACAUCCUAAAUAUAUAAAUAAUGAAGUUUACGGUACAGCAUGGAUGCACACUGACGGCAGAGAAAAACUCUUUAAGCAGCAGCCAACAGGAAACAGAGAUUUAACUAUGAACAGACACAACUCUCAAUAACUAUACUGAGAUAUCUGAAAUAUGCAGGACGUGCUGCUACAUCCACCUGGAACAUACAGGUAAAGAACAUACAACAGUUUGGUGUUAAUUAUAAUAAUAGUAACCUGUAUCUCCUCUUAGUGACUGGACUCAAUUAAAAUGAACUUUCUUAAUUUAUAUUCUUAAAGGUGGGGUAACCAGGAUUCUGUUAAUGAAGCAUCUUUUUUGCGGUGUAUAAACAAAAAAAGUUUUUAAUGUCAGUCAAUAGUUAUUAGUUAUUGAUAACAUUUGGUAAUAUUAUGAUAUUGCUGUGUUCUCGUAUGUCUGUGUAGAUGACAUUUUAAAUUUUUGAGCGUCCUGCUCUUUCUGACUGUAAACAAAGCCGUUCUCCACCUCCCCAACCUGAUUGGUUGUGAGGCAGACGCUGCUCCCCUGUGUCGUUCAGGAGCCCAAACAAAGUUAGCGUGCUACAAUAUCGGACAGUAGAAACCAACCAGAAAGUUCGGAAAAUUGUCUGAAUCCUCCUUUGGCCACGACUGCCGACACAAGCAAGAAAACAAAGUAAAUACCGGAGACUCUGGAGGAAUAACGGGCGCUUAAAACGGAGGUAGACCGGACAAGAGCUAAAAAGACGGGUCAACAUAAACGAUGGGGGACGCUUGGGGAUCUUGGUGACCCUGUAACCUUUCUGCUGGACAGGUAAACCGCUUUAACAAAGUAAGACAAGUGUCUGUAACAGAAGUGUUUCUUGUCAAACGGACCUGCUGUAGCGUGUUGUAGCUCCAUCGCUAAACUGUCCUCCCUCGGGUCCUGGACUAUGUCACUUUAUCCUAGUUGUAGAAGUCCUGCAAACAUUGUGUUUGCUGGUAGUCUGUUGGCAUCUACAGUAGCACCAAUGCUUUUGACUUUCACCUUGACUGGGCCCCAUUUGUAAUGAUCUGAAGUAUUUAUCUGCAUUAUAUCUGAAUUUAAUUGGAACGAUACGAGCGAGCAGGAGCGUCUGUUUGUGGGCGGGGCUUAAGAGAGGGAGGGGAGAGGAGGAGCUGAGGGGAAAACUGGUUGGGAGGGGUAGAGUUUACAUUCAAGAUUUCUCCUAAAAACUGGCACUUCCUCAGAUCCUUACUACACCACCUUUAAUUUACUUUAAAGCUCCUGUGAGGAACUUUUAAGUUUGUGUCAUCUUUAGCGCCCCUAGUGGUCAAAGUGGUCUUUGCUUUUCUUUUCUUGAGUCAUAUCUUCUAACCAAAAAUCUCAUCUCAUGCUGACUUUAGUAGUCAAAAAUAAAUUUCCCUGUAUUUUUUUUUUUCAGUGGAAAUUGUAAAACCUGUAUUUUUUUUCCUCUGGCUGCUUUGUCGACACCUACCCUCUAAAAAAUUAAAAUGAAUGGCCUUGUUUCCUUUUGAACGCCACAAAAAAAUUAAUAUGAAUUUUAUUCUUUGUCAUAAAUGUGAGAAAAAAUCAUGACAGGUGCUUUAAUUUAAAAUACAAUUAAAACCCACCUGACUCUGGAAAACCAGCCGACUCUACACAAGCCAACCCCAAACCACCCAAUUAGGCAGAAAACCGCCCAGUCUGGUAACUCUGGUUUCCAGUUGGUUUAUUUCGUGUCGGUUCCUCUAAAAUCUCGAGUACUGCAAACAAGUUAGAUAUGAAAUAUUCAUUUUUUUUAUAUCCAGUACAUCUGUUGAAAACUGUCUGGGGACAACAUCACUCAAUUAAAGUUUUAGAAAUCUUUAAACUGACCAGGAAACUUUUUGUUUUGAUGACUCAGACGAAAAACGGGCCCCACGAGUAUCUGAAAUCUGUCUCAAACUAAAUUAUAACAUUGAGAAUAAAAACAACACUGAAGGAAAGUGCUACUAGACUGUGGUGAAGUGGUAAUAAAUCCACUUUAGAUUAGACUGAUAUUAUUUUUAGGCUUUAUUUUUAUUGGGUGUAAUAACGACAUGUUGCUCCAAACCUCCUCCUCAGCGGUAUAAAGCAGCGCUUACACUUAGCUGGCUUUAUUGAUCAUAAGUCAUGAAACCCUGAUUUUUAAAAAACCCUGAUUUUGUCCAUCAUAUGUUCCCUCUUGUAUGAAACAUUUACACCUCUAUCUGUUGUGUUUCAGUGAUUUAAAUGUUCUGGGCGAGGGGGAGGUGGAUUCAGAACUGAGAAGAGAACCAUAACACCAGAAUUUAGAGAGAAAUGUCAUUUUGUCUAACCCACACAGCUGCUGAAGGGAACAUGUCCAGGCGUAUUUCCCCCAAAGGAUGGAUCAACAGCAGUACAAAGCUGCUGUAGCCCACCACCUAAAGACAUCAGGAUGUAUAUUUUUACAUAUUCCCCGUGAAAUUUCCUCAUAAACCCAGGGGCCCGUUUUAUCUAAUGUGAGCAAAGGCUAAAUAAGGACAGGCGGCUGGGACGGGUUUAUUGUUAUUGUAUUUGGAAUCCGCUGAAAGCAAAUGUGUCUCCAUCAGCUGUCAUAGUUUCCCUGCUAUAUAUAGUCACUCCAGCACUCCACACAGGGGAUCAUUACAGGGUCAAGCCUGCAUCAUUUGUCCACCGCAAUGUGAACGGUUCCAGGGCUUAACAAAACACCCAGCUUCCAAAUAGAGGUAUUGAAUGGAGAGUGCUUUUUUGUAAUUAACAUCUUUAUACCAACACUGACUCAAAGGGCUGUUUGUAAUCUGAACUAAGGCUGGACAAUACACUGCUUUUGCGAUAUGAGCUUGCACAAUAGUCACGAUGGAUAAUGUGUAAUGCCAGCCGUAUGUCCUGUGAGUUUUUCCACCUGACGCUACAGUAAUGCAGACUGCGUUUCGAGUGCAAAUAAGCAUGCAACACUGCUGCCAUCACACAUACUAACAGACUCAUUGUAUUCCCAAUCACCCUGUAACGUGUUAACUCUGUGUGCUCACAUACAGUCUGCAAACAAGGCCUCCUGUUAGUGUGUGCAUGGUGUGUGAGAUACGGGAUAUUUGAGUGGGUCAAAUGCAUGAUCCAAAUAAUGACAAUAAGUCUAGGUGCAUUAUUGUAAUUUCAUGACUAUAUAGAAAAAAAACUCUGCAUAUAUCUGGUUUGAAUGAAUUUCUGAAAUAUCUUCCAAAAGUUUGCGACAUCAGUUUUUUUUUUCCUGAAUAUUUUGCCGCCCUGUGAUGAACCCAAAGUUAAUUAUCCCCUGACACAGCAGCUCUCCUCAGCUUUAUGGUGCAUUUUAGCAGCUUUCAGCUAAUUGUUUUGGUUUUAUGAACUGUGACUUUAAAGCUCCUUAAAGGAGCCUUUUGGCAGAUUAUAGAGCUGACUAAAAUUAAUAUUGAUGCCUCUCUAUGACCUGUAAAACCCAGAUGAAAAAACAUCAGCUAAGAGACCGACUGUUUCUUUUACGGUAGUUUUUGGUGCCUGUAAUCACUAUCAAGUGUCAGAGUCACUCAUUUAUCUAGUUUGGUUUAAUUUUCAUCUCUUUGAGCCAAACAGCUGUGGAUGUUCUGCAUGUGGAGGAGCAUGCCUGUGUUGCAUCUGCAAAUAAUUAGGGGUGGGAGAAAAAAUCAAUACAGCAAAGUAUCAUGAUAUUUUGUCUGGUGAUAUAUCGUAUCAUCUCAUUUACCAAGUAUUGAUUUUUUCAAAUUAAUUGCUAAUAAGAAGUAAAAUUUAUGAUAAUGGAAAAAUAAAAUCAACUGUUUGUUCCAUCACAGUGCAGGAGGAAGUUAGUACAACAAAUAUAUAUAAGGUUUGCAAGAUGUGCUACAUGAAAAUAAAAUAUAGCGUAAAUAAGACAAACAUAAAGGAAAGACAAAUGCUAAAUUAGCUAAACAGUUAAAAAAAAUUGUAUAAAUCGCAAUAUAUUGCAUCACAAUACUCACUGUAUCGCAAAAUGGUAAAAAUCGCAAUAAUAUCCUGGCCCACGUAUCAUGAUAAUAUUGUAUAGUUAUCGUAUCGUGGCCCAAGUAUAAUGAAAGUAUUGUAUUGUAGCCCAAGUAUCAUGAUAAUAUCGUUUUGUUGCCAAAGUAUUGUCAUAAUAUCAUAUAGUUAUUGUUUUGUGGCCCAAGUAUCGUGAUAAUAUUGUAUCAUUAUUGUAUCGUGGCCCAAUUAUCACAAUAGUAUCAUAUUGUUAUCGAAUCAUGGCCCAAGUAUUGUGAUAGUAUCAUAUCGAUAUUGAAACAUGGCCAAAGUAUCGUGAUAUAAUCGUAUCGUUAUCUAAUCAUGGCCCAGGUAUCAUGAUAAUAUUGUAUUGUUAUUGUAUCGUGGCCCAAGUAUCGUGAUAAUAUUGUUUCGUGGCCCAAGUAUUGUGAUAGUAUCUUAUCAUUAUCGAAUCAUGGCCCAAGUAUCGUGAUAAUAUUGUAUAGUUAUCGUAUCGUGGCCCAAGUAUCGUGAUAAUAUUGUAUAGUUAUCGUAUCGUGGCCCAAGUAUCGUGAUAAUAUCGUUUAGUUAUCGUAUCAUGGCCCAAGUAUCGUGAUAAUUUCAUUAUUGUAUUGCGGCCCAAGUAUCAUGAUAAUAGCGAUCGUUAUAGUAUCGUGGCCCAAGUAUCAUGAUAGUAAUAUAACGUUAUCGAUUCAUGGCCCAAGUAUCAUGAUAGUAUCGUAUCGUGGGGCCACUAGUUAUUUCCACCCCUACAAAUAAAACAAAAAAAUGAGCUUUUUGGAGGCAAAGUAAAGGCCUGAAAACUUCUGAAAACAGUGAUUAUUGACAUUUAGGUUGGACUGUUUUGGAAUUAGAUCAGUUAAGAGAUAAAAUUGACCCUCCAGUGUUGGUCUCUCCACAAAGGGACCGAGCUGUCCGGGCUUCCCUGUGGAUAAUACACUCAAAAAAAAAUAUACACUGCUGUUAGAGUUCCUGAGCUUAAUUCACUGUGAGUGAUGUGUUUGACAGUUUAAAGACGUCGGGGUUAAAUUUGUUAUCAGAAAACACAGAAGUGGAAAGUUCCCCACUGUAGCUUUAAUGUUUGCCUCCCUGUAUUCGCCUUUAUCUGAGUUUAAAAGUCACAGGAGUUUGCUCAAAGCAGAAAGCAUCAACAAACAAAUCUCAAACGAAGGUGUAUCAGCGAUAAAGUCUGCCUUUUUUUCCCCGUACUGGGUUGUGUCAGAUCUCGCUUAUUUGGAUUUGAUUUGGCUCUGGAUCUCGUCAGGGAUGUCAUGUGACUCGGUACACUGGAGGUACUCUAGUUUAAGAUGUGAAUAUGCAAACACUUUAGAGUAAACCAUCUGUCACUGAUGUAUCUUAGACCACCGCCUGCAGCUACACAAUAGGAUUUCAAUCUGUUCUUAAUGCUCCUCGAGUGUUUCUGCUCAAGAUGCACAAAGACAUAAAAGGAGUUUAUGAGGAGCAGACAGUUGACAAAAGGAGCAUUAGAUAAUCCAGCAGGGGUGUGCACAGUUUGCAUCAGUGAUAGCUCUGCAGAAAAGGUCAGGUGUCAUCUAAAUCAAUGCAUCUCCUGUUUGUCGCCUUGUGCAUACUCAAAAUAUUUCACGUCGGACAAAGAUAACAAACAGACAUGGACGAUCGCUCUCUUUCAGGAAAAGUAAAGCAGCAGAUUAAACAAAUCUGUAUGUUUUUGUUUUAUCUUUAUCUGGGACACAAUUGCUCUCAUUUCCAGGUGCGGAAUAUUUGAGAUAGAUAAGCUGGCAAAUGCUGCACAGUCUGUAGCAGCACAAUUAGUUUCCAGUCUAAUUGUCUCUGAUACGAUUAUCGAAAAAUCUAUUGUUUCAACCCAAAAUUCAAUGAGGUAGAUUGGCCCUGCUCGUUGUCAUCCCUCCUCUCAUUUUUACAUCUAUUCAUAUUUUGCAAUUUUCCUUCUCUUUUUUAACUCCUUUGCUUGUUUUCUGAGAGUGCAAUAAACAUCUCAGAGCCCGCCGCGGCCUGGGUACACACUCGCCAUCUCAUUGCCCCAUAAAAUGAGAUCUGCGCCCUUAUUUGCACCAAGGUCCUGCAGCUCCAUCUCUCCCACAAUGAGAGAAAACGGCCACAAGGCUGGCGGAUCCCGUCCAUGGGCAAGAGGUUCAAUUACUUCAGUUGUCAUGGAGCAAUAAAUGACAAAUUAAGUGGCUGGCACCGAACACUGCUUGAAGGAGGCUGUAUCAGAAUACUAAUGUCAGCUGUGUGUGACAGCGGGUAAAGAGAGAGACGGCAGGAAAGGGGCAAAGUUUGGAGAAGGGAAAGCAGACAACUUUCUUAUUCAGGGUGAUUUAUUCUCUGCGACUCGACCUCUGAGAAUCAUCCUGCUGGAGCCUUUGUUUCUUAAAGAUAGUGCCAUGAUGUUUUAAUUGCCAUUUAAAGGACUAGCUCCUGGUUAUUUAUAGAUAUAAUAAACAGAUUGGUAUUGUUCAAUGGUGUUCAUUGAGAUAAAGGCCUCUGCCUUGUUUUAUUCUCCCCAGCAGCCUGUGAUCUUUGUUAAGGUGGACUGGAACAGGCAUUGUAAUCCUGUAAUUAGCAGAGUAUGCACACAGAAUGUAGACGCCGGCUAAUGAAAGUGCUCUGUAGUGCCAGGUUUAAUCACAUUUAAAAGGUAAAGUCCACAGCCACACAGGCAGCCCUACGAGGCUUUUAUGUUCAUUACACGGCGGCAAACGAAACCAUCGGAGGAGGAAAUGUGAAAUCUUGCUCCUUUGAGACCCUAACCACUUAAAAACAUUUUAGAAAUAUCAGCUUUUUACCUCCAAAUCACUGCUUUGUCUACUCAGAGACCCGAAGACUAAACCUGUGCAGCUGGGAUCCGGAUUUUCGAGCUAAAAGCCACCGUCAAAUACAGGUUUAAAUGUUCUCAUCUUGUGUAAUGUGAUGGUAAAACUGACUAAAGUAGGCGUGACUGAGCAAAUACGGGUCCUUGAUAUGGAGCUGCAGUGAGACAGAGCUGUGGAGGAUUGUUGACCUCCACCUACACCUCCCUCAGACGCCUCAUUGCAUCAGGAGGAGGAGAUCCAGGGAGAAAUGAAUAAAUUAAUCCUCAACCGCAGUCGCUGCAAAUAUAAACAGAGUUUUUUUUUUGCCAACUGGGAUCCAAACACACACCUCCUACAACGACACCCACUGCUAGCUAUCACAUUUAAUUGAAUAAAUGUAUGCAAACGCCUCCGAGUUCAGGAUGCGUCAUCAAACGCUGUGCAGAGAGAGAAAAGAGAAAGAGAGGGGUUUAGAUGUAAAAAAUAUUAAAAACGGAUUUUCAACAUAUAUUCAGGAGCAGGAUGGAACAAUAAACCAGGACACAGGAUUAGCUUUGGGUUAUAAAUUAUUAUUUCUUUCAUUUCGUGACCAAAAAUGCGCUCACAGAUCUUUCCCCCCAUCUAAGAAGAAACACCAAAGUGACAUUUUAUCACCCUUUAAAGCUGUUGUUGUCGUUUGCAUCAUUUUUUCUUCUUGUUUUGUUAAACGUGUUACUGCCUACCUAACAAAUGCGAGUCUAGAGCCCCUUUCACACAUGCCCCGCGAUCCUGAGUUUGUCCUGACGUUACCCCGGGUUGGCGGCAUGUGAGAACCCCAAUGUCUGAAUCCAUCACCCGGACAGUCUUGAACCUGCCAGAGCGCGCUCAGAUGUCCGUGUGAAGCCAAUGUGUGAAAGCAGCAGGUAAUAGUCUGGAGCAUUCAUCAUGAGUGAGCAGGGAAGGUAAAAAGUGCUGCUCAAGUCAAGCACAGUUUGGGUCCUUUUUACUCUUUAACUUCCUGCCCUGUGGUCUGAAUGUGGAGAUUCACUCUGGUGAAAUAGACCGAAAACACGCGGCGGCCAUAUUGACUUUAUGUAAAAGUCUACAACCACACAUUACCUCCUUAAAAUGAUACAAAAUCGACUCUUUCUUUUAAGCCUGCUGUCAAUCAUCUGGUCUGACACCGCCCCCCUUACAUCUGUUUAAGCAUCAAAAGGGGUCAGGGUGCCCGUUUCAGUCUGUUUCCCAACCCGUUAAAAAAUCCUUAUCCCCAAAUUCCACUGCAUGUGAAACGGCGGCAAAAAGGGCCGUUGGCGCCGAUCGCCGCUGAUCGUAUCCAUUCAAGUUAAUGUGUCAAAUUCCACUGACUUCUUUUUCUGUCCCCUGCGGUUAAACAGGUUUCGUAGCCGAUCGCCAGGUUUCUAUUUUUUCUGGAUGCCGCAGCAUACCGCGUAAAUUCAGCACAGAUUAGCCCGUGCUGGAAGGGGAGUGGUUUUGCACACCAUGCAAACGUGGGCGGGGACGAACAUGUCAAAGGUUUUCAGACAUCAUUUAACCGCAUUGACACCAUGGAUGAGGAGAUGCUGAUUCUGGAAGUCCAAAAUAACGGAAUAAUCUAUGACCCGUCUUAUUCCCCAUAUACGGACAAUCAUAAGAAGGAUAUGGCGUGAGAUUCCAUAGCCAAUCAUUGUCGCGCGAUUGCAUGUGAAUUCGUGAAUUUUGUGGCAAAUAUCGGACAGCGGGAAUCAAGAAGACUUACAAGAACCUGCAAAUUCACAUGCAAUCGUGAUCAAUCUUGUGAGUCCUUGCGAUUCCCGCUGUCCGAAAUUCGCCACAAAAUUCGCCUCACAAACACAUCCGGUAGGAAUUGGUGGACGGCGAAAAUCGCAACCAUUCUGCAGCGGUGGAAUUUGGGGGUUAUAGUGGCUUUAAUGUUUUCCCGUCUCACUGAUUCCUUCGACAACUCACUCUUGGAUAAAAUUAGGGUGACAAUAUUCUGAAUCGCCGAAAAGAGGACACGACUACAGAGUCACAGAGUCGGUUGUAGUUAAUUUUGAGAGUUUUUUGGGUCAAAUCAAGUGUCUUUUAUGCGCUUCUAAGUCAGUAAGUCCACGGGACACAAACUUGAGACUUCUAUACAAAAUCCCGGACAUUUGACAUUUGAAUAACUUCUCCGGACAAAGCCGGACAGCCCCCAAAAAAGAGGACAUGUCCGGGUAAAAGAGGAUGUAUGGUCAGCCUAAUAAAAUCAACUGCAAGAGGAGGAAGGGGAGUCCAUUUUUUGGUAUGAUAAAAAGCAUCUAUAGAGGACUUUUAUUUGAUUUAUCACGCUUAUCUCAAAAUGUGAUCUUAAUACAUUAGUUCCUGUGUAUCUAAAGUCUGGAGCAAAACCAAGAACUGAAUUCCUGGAAAUUUCCAUGAGUUUGUGUACAAAGAGCCUAAUACUCGCUCUGUUUUGGUGUUGAACCAACUUCUGGUACAACUGCGUGUCUUGUUUGAGACGUCUGUCCUCCUUAUGGUGUUCAGCAGGUAGAGCACAUGUCUCUCUCGGCUGAAAAUAUCUCCCUGCUUCAGCUGCACAAAAUAAAACAGAAGUCAAACACCGAGAGCAGCUGUGUGGUAUCGCAGAAUUAGGUCUGGGUUCAUCAUUACAAGCAACAAGCAUGUAGUCGCUUGAUCUCCUGUCAGAGCUCCACAACAUGGUUUGGUUAACAUGGGGGCGUGACCCACAAAUCCGCCAAUCAAUCAUGACAUCCAUACUGUCACGCCACCAGCAGGUUUAGAAAUAAGGGUAUUAAAGCAAAGCAGGGCUGGAAGUGUCUGAGUGAAUGUGAUUGCUGAGCAUCGUAGAUUAAUAGUCCGGCUUUAAUCUGCUUGUUUUUAUGGCCUCUUUUGUGCGACGCUAAAUAAUCUAACUGAACCUUUGGAACUUGUCAUCAAUUACAUUUACGACCUCCAAUCCUGCACGGCUUAAAAACAGGUGCAGUUUUGGCUUUUCCCCUAAAAAGUCCAAACACUUAUCUUAAAUUAGUGCAGGACCCCCUGACUCUCUGCUCUCCUUCAUCAUUUCACUGAAUUUAAAUGUAUGUUACUCAGAAAAACACGGAGGUUGCUGACCUCCUCUCCCCGGUUGCCUUCAUUCUCUGCACUUGUUUUUCUCAGUGAUUUAUUACUGUACGAUCUGCAGGGAACAUUGCACUGUGUUCAGCAGACAGACACUGUAACUGAGUCAUGCUGCAGCAGCUUUGUCGAGAUAAAGAAACGUUCGCGCCGAGAAUGUGAACUUACAUCCCCAAGGUGACCUCCUGGGAGAUCCUGUCAGGCUUCUCAAGGUGACAGCUGAGCUGCGAAAGCACGGGGAACGUUCGGCGGGAGAAUGAAGGAGGGCGUCACGUGGAUGAGAUUCAUUCAUCUUAAUAAAGUUGAGCAUCAAACUGAUGUGGCGGCAGAGAAGGAGAAAUGUAGAGAGAGACAGAGGAGAGGAGCAGGCAGGGCCAAAGGAAAGACUCCUCAACAAACACAAUGUUCUUUUCCUCUGAAUAGCACAGUACCCGUCUACCUGUUGGCAACCUGAGCAGAAACGCUCAAUUUGUCGAACUGCUGCGAAACACAUUUUAAUUUGACUCCCAAAUGCCUGGCAGCACAAUUAUUCUUUUAAGUAAAAAUCUGUCCCACUUUCUCAUAAAUAAAAGUGUUUUGCUGACAUACUAUAGCACAACACCGUUUCAAAGAGUUGUCACAUCACAAAGACCGGAGUGCACAUUUCCUUUCAACCGUCACUGUCUCUGUGAGGUCUUUUCCCAUAAGAAAUGCUCUCUGCCACAUGGGGAAUGAUGCAUUUUGUGUUGGCAGCAGUUUGUUUGCAAUAAAUUCUGGGUAGUUAGCACACGCACUGAGCAAACAAGGGGAAAAUAGCACGGCGCUGGGAGGCUCAAAGUUUUCAACUCUCGCCGAAGAUACAAGAAAAAGUGACAAGUGCUCUCAAGUGAGACUCUGCAGCAGCGGUCGUUAAUGGCGCUGUGAUUGGUGGCCUGUGCAGAGCUUUCAUACAACCAGCUCUAUUUCACAAAAAAAGAUGUUUUUUUUUACUGUACAAACAGUGAAUCACAUAUCUUGAUACUACAAAGCAAAAACCCUCUCAGGUGCUCGCCGUUUGCACGAGUAGAAAGACUAAAAAGCAGCGAUUGCAGCCACAGGGUGUUGAGGAUGCGUCAUCGGUGUUUCAGAAGUAAAGGGGGCGAAGUCAGGUCAGUGCACGGUCCUGCGGGUCAUGUUCUCAGAUUUGCAGCUGUGCCUGCUUGUUUUUAUUCCCUUGUUGCUUCUGGAGCCACAAGUCGGUGCUGAGUAGUGUGUAUUCAUGCAUUUAGAAAGUCAUGAACCGAUGCAUGGAGAAAUAGCCGUUUUUAUUGUGCUGUAUCAGUAAUGGUUACCUGUGGGGAGCCCUAACGCUUGUGUUGCAGUUUUGAAAUUGUUAAGUGCAUCAGCUACACACUUUUACAGUUUUAUGGAUCAACUGGGAAUAAAGUAAAUAUUUUUAUUCAUAGUUUUUUUAAUUAAAGCCUUGCAGAACGUCGAGUGAAUGAGCUAUAUUUCUUAAAUCAUCACAGAAUCAGGGACAGGAGGAGAAGCAGCUCUGAGCGGUGUCGACCCUCCUAAUGGCAUUAAGCGCAGGAGGAAUAUACUCGGUAAACAGCCUUUAGUUAGACAUGCAACAGUCUCCCUAAUGCAACAACAAACCAGGAAAAUCAGCCGCUAACACUGCAGGACGGCGCAACAACAUCAGAAAGAUCUGGAGAUGUGAUGUGGAGACCUUUCAGCACCUGCAGGAUACUUUGAGUUCACUGAUUUGUUUGUGCAGAGGAAGUGGUGUUGUGGUUUUGCAGGUACUGACAGAACUAUUAGUAAAACUGUUUUUAUUUGACACCUUUUUUCCUAGAAGAUUAAGAUUCAGUGAAUGACUCACAGCGCUGAGAUUCACGGCCAAAGACAGCGAGGAAAGCAGGUCCGCUUCCUCUAACAAUGAGGGCAGAUCAGCGCUUUUAUUAACUUAUUCAUAAAGCUUAUUUAAAAAACACACACCUCCCAAACGUCUUCAUUCUGCUCUCUUUAAACGAGGAUACUCACGGUCAGACGGAGCUGCAUCUUCCUGUGACUCACAAAUACUUUAAACUUGAUCCUGUAAAAUCAAGACUGACCUGAACCAGCGCUGGCGUCUUUGAAUCUCUGAUUUUAUCGACUUUGGUGGUUUUUACUUUUAGAUUAUUUAACCGUUCGAGGUCGCAGUGAUUAUUUCACCUAUUUAAGUGUUCAUACAUGGUAAUAAAAUCCCAUGUUUUAUUCUUGAUUCUUUCUAACUGCUUCCUCCCUGACCUUGAUUUUAUUUGCAUUUGCUCUAUUCAUCUUGUAACCUUUAGUUUGCUGCUAAUGAGAUUCUCCUCAAUGUGGUUUUCAGGGAUUUAUAGAAACUAAUGAUGAUGAUAUGAUGAUGAUGAUGAUGAUGAUGAUGAUGAUGAUAAUGAUGAUGAUGAUGAUGAGUAUUUUUCAUCGGUACUGAUACAGUGCAGUAAACUCUCUCUAAUUCCAGCCUUGAUGGCUUUAAUUGAAUUCAAGGACAGUUCAGUGAAAUAAGAAACAGUUUGAUUUGAUUGAAUCGACUCAAAUUAAUUUCACUUGAUUUGAUUUCAAUUUUGAAAGUUAAGAUGAAUCCCAGAAAGAUUUUUACCAAACUAGAUUUUCGAUUUUCAUUCAGUGACAACUUCACCAAACUCCUUUAAAAACAAAACAAUUUUCUAUCAAAACAAAACCACUAAAAAUGAUGUAGUGCAUAUGCCAAGCCAGUAAGUGGCGCUGUAACGCUGCCCAGAUAAUACACAAAAGACAGAAGAAGAGUACAGAGCGCAGGUAUAAAGGUUGUUUUGGCGCCAUAAAAGAGUUACGCUGUGUGUCACAUGAUCGUUUCAGAUGCAGAUAGACAUCCACACGGAGAUGAAAUGAUCGUCGUUUGCAGAUUUAUUCACUGUCUGACCUGUUUUCAAAAAGUACCGUUUACAGUCACCCAAAACGAUGUUUCCGUACGACAAAAAACUUUAGCCUUUACUCCUGAAUUUGUGUCCGUGGUGAUGGGUUGAUACCGUCUUCAGACAGACUUUGCAGUGGGGAGUAGUUUGGUCUUCAUCUGAAACUGUGAAGUAGGGCCUGACCAAUAUGGAUUUUUGGGGCUGAUGCUGAUAAAUAUCUACAUAUUUACUUGUUUUUUUAAACCAAUAUCUGCUUUUAAGCCUCUUAAACACUUCUUCAAAUAAAUUAAAGGUAGAAAACUCAUUUCAAAUCCUCUUUAUUGCUAAAACAACCCCUGGCUAUUUAUUUUAACUGUAAUAAAGAUGAUAAACUAAUUCUUUUCAGCUUAUUAUUCAGACUGUAGCAGGUGUGAGUGAAACAGGCAGUGAAACCGAAUCUUAUUCUCCGCAUUUUAUUUCUGAAAAUAUCGGUGACAAUCGACGAGUUUUAGCCGAUUGCAGAUUAGUCUCAAAAUCGGUUGGGCCCUACUGUGAAGCUGUACCAAUUCCACACGACUGACUCGCUCUCGUCUUAUUUAGCCACGAAAUUAUCGCCUUCUUUUGCAAACGCCAUGUUUGUUUACGCUGGUGUGUGGGAACUGGGGAGCGCUCCCGCAGGAAUAUCUGGUGCUAAUCACACUACUGCUUGCUAAUGGUAGUAUUACAGCUGAGGUCUCAUCAUGGGGGAAAAAUAAGUCCUGCAGCUGAUGUCCAUCCUUCAUAUUAAGUCCACUUGGAGAUUGUAAAUCGCAUCAGUGGUGCGCCUCCAAACUAACUAAGCGAACUGUCAGGACGGGACGGCUACUCAAAACUCGUCAUCGUUCAGAGUUUUCUAAAAAGUUUGAUUUUCUCUGAAGCGUGUCAGGUGACUCCACGCUCAGGCAGAAAAGUCUUCAGAUGGCUCUGCUCUCCGUUCAGAGGCAGUGAUACUUCUAUAGGGGAUUUCAGGGAUUGCAUGGCUUAUGAGACCAUCUGUAGGGGAGCGGCACGAUCGCCACCGCCGGCAUCGAAUUAUAACAAAUCCCAUACGUCUUCUAGAUCAUUCCUAUGACAGUUUGAGACCAUUUAAAGAGAGCCGACGUAGUUUCAUCAACAUCAGUCCUUUUGUUUGACAGGAAGGAGAGUGACAGGAUAAUGUACGGUUCCAUGAAGCGGCCAAUGUAUCACAGCACUGGCCUCACGCCAUUCUGCCUGAGUUGUAUAUGAUCCUUCUACGAUAUUCACAUCUCAUCACUGCAGAUGAAUCUGUGCCGAGCCCUGGCCCUUAAUAUCAACCCAAUCCUCAGAGUGCAGACUGUUUCUCUGUGGAAAUAUCACGGGAGGCCAACAGCUGGCCGCGGUUCAUCUCUUGUCGCCUCACAUUUUCAGCCACAUCAAUAUUGGACAAGUCUGUUCAAGUUCAGCGGCUGUUUGAGACUGUAGCACUUAAACAGAUGGCCGUCCUCUGGCCUUCUUUCCUUUUUUUUCAGAGGAAGCAGACAAACAGAACAGGGAUAAAACAAAUCCUACAUUUUCUCCCUGCAGUUUACCGUCUUGAGUUUUUUCGGUGUCGUUUCCUGGAGCGUGAAUUCGCUCUUCACCCGGUCAUAACGAGAGGAAAGCGCCUUUUUUCCUUUAACAGUAAAUAUCACAGCCUAUUAGGAAAAAUCAAAAAAUGACACAGCAGAUUCAAUAGGAUGUUGUCGACUCACUCACACGCACACACACACAUGCAGUGUCCUCUCCCUCAGCAUUAAGAGUUAGACGUACAGCCCAUUCUUUAGAGUUAUCACCAUGGAAACUGGACAGAAGUGAAGAGGCUGUAUUAUAGUGGAUGGAGCCGAGGAAUGACAGCAUCCUGGGUCCUGCACUGUGGCAUUUACAUGAAAUGUUUCUGCACGCUGUAUAAACUUCCUCUGGAACAAAAAAAACAAAAUGGACAGACUGUUCCACUUUGACCGCCUGAGCACCACUGAUCCCAGUUUAACCAGUGGUCAAUAACCGGCCAGAGCAGGAUGGAGAACAAAUGUGACAGUGAUAGCUGUGAUGAAACUUCCUCAGCAGCCAUAUUCAGUUUUACAUCAGCAGCCAAAGUAGUUUUCAUGCUUCAGUCCUGAGCUCUCACACGGUUGGAUUAGAGGUAUUACCCAAGUCCCUUCAUGCUUCAGGAAGUCGGAGCUCCUAUUCUGUUCGUGUUUCAGGACGUUUAAAAGUUCUGGAGGAAUCAUUUGUCAAAUAUAUUUCACCUAUUAUUACUCGUCACAGAGCUUGUUGGCUCUGCAUCAUAUUAUAAGGAUGAUGAACGUCCAUAAAUGUUAAGUAUAAUCAGCUUUAGCAGAUUAAUUCUCAUCCAACAGAGGUUUAUUAGAUCUUUUGGCUCAUUGUUGUCGUUUUACUGACUGUAAUAUUACUGUUUUGGUUGACUGGGAUCAUACCCAUCGCUCCUUUGUGGCCCUGACAUCCAGAGACGAUUCAAGAGUGUGCUGGGGCCCCGAGCGAAAAGACUCAAGGGGCCCCUCUGACAAGCAUUUAACAUAUAAAUUAAGUGAAAUCAACAAAAGAGGUCAUAAACAGAAACUCUUUAAAAACAAUUAUCAAUAUUAUGACAUAACUUGAAAAUUGUGCUCUAAAGUAGCUACAGCUCUGAUAUGUUUUUACCACAAUAGGCGUCGCCUCCUCGCACUUGUUCUAAGAUUUGGUGUCUGAGACUUACUUCAGUAUGUUUUAUGCUCCAAAGUUGAUAGUCUGUCAUGCAGAAAGCACUCUGUCUAAAUUUAGAUCGAAGUUUCAAAGCAACAAUUGUUGAAGAGGUAGGCUAGUUCAGACACAACUUUCAUUAAACACGUUUCACUGACAGUGAAAGCUGUUGUUUGGGUUAAUCACUCCCUUACAGUAUUGUAACAUAUAAGCGCACUUUCUCUCUGUCGGCUAACCUCGUGAGACAGUGUGGGCAUGUCAGGUCACAGUAAGAGUGAGUCAAUGAAGCGGUAACCCCAGGCUAACGUCUCCCGCUCUUAUGCCACAUUCAUGGUACCUCGGGAGUAAGAUGUCCGAGCUGGAAAUGACAUCACACCCGAGUUACCAGCGUAAGUCAGAAGAAAGCAAAAUCAGAGGCAGAAGCAAGAUGGCGACAUCUAGGAAAGUUAUUUUAGCACCUGUCAUUUAAGUCAUUUUAAGUUAUUUUAGCAUCCCCUUUCGUAGAUGUAGCCAUCUUGUUUCCGCCUCCGAUUUUGCUUUUUUCCGGCUUGCUAACUGAAACACUGGUAACUCGGGUGUGACGUCAUUCCCAGGUCGAACAUCUGACUUCUAAGGUUACUCGAACGCAGCAUUACACCUAAUGCUAGUUAAAGUAUUUGCCACACUUCGCUAUCUGUUCCACUUACCGCUGUCUUGCUUUCUCCUUGUUUCUUUCUCUGUACUUCUUUCUUUUCUCACUCUCUGAUAAGAAGCUCCACUUCACGACCGAUUUUGACGUUACUUUGAUUGAUGCACAUCAGUAAAGACAGACAUAGUUACGUAGCAAUGAUCUACACCCUAGCCCUAAGAUGUCGUGGAGGUUGUGGAAUAGGGUUAAUAUAUUUCAGGACAUUUUUGUGGAGUAAGGUUCGUCAGCCCUUGGGGAACAGACUAGCAUUCACUGUGGAUGUCAACUGCCUGCCUUGCCUGUUGACAAGCUCCGGCUCUGUUGACAUCCACAUUGAACGCUAAUUUGUGAACUGGAUGUGAUUGUGAUCUGUGGAUCACCAAAAACAGAGAUAUGCCAUCUGUUUUGGCUGAAUAAAAUUAAAAGGAAGGAGUUUACUGGAAUCAAACAAACAUCCCAGAAACUCUAAAAGUAGAUGUUUUUAUCGCUGCAUGUCUCUUUAAUGUGGAAAACCAGGUUAGCCGUAGUUAUUAAAGUAAAAGAGACGUUAUGCCAGGUUGUGUUAAUGGCCUGUUUUUGUACCGAACAAGUAAAAAUGCUAUAGUUAGUCAGACAAAACUCCUUUUACCGGUUGAAAGUUGAAUAUGUGUCUAUAUAAACAAAGAUCUGAGACUUUUAGUAUAAUGAUUCUGCAUCACUUUCCUCCUCAGUCACAAUCGCAUCCUGCCAAAUUUGCAUAUUUUUCUCAUCCCGAGAGUUGAGCUCAAGUUACAAACCCAGAAGCAGAAGAUUUCCUCUAUAUUUAGUAUUACAGGGAUAAUGUAACGCAAGAACAAUUCGCACUUGAAUAAUUACCUGCCUUAUGCACACUUCAAGUAUUUGUCAGAGUUUGCUUUAAUUAGCAGACGGUUUGACUGUAUGGUGUUGUGGCUUCCUAACAAUGACUACAGAGACUGGAGAGAGGAGAGGAAAGAAACAGCAAAAAGCAGAGAAGAAGAAGAAGAAGAAGAAGCCGAGGGGAGGAUUAUACCGCAGCUUUUCUGAAAUCAGACUGAUGUAGCCCCAGAGCUGAGCUCAGGUUUAUCCCAACCCCAUUUCUAAUCCUAACCCAACCCAGAUCUGUACCGUAUUUCAAUUCACCAAAUUAACCCCCAAACUUUUAUCCUGUUUAGUUUUGUCUGAACUUUGCAGACCUGCUCCUAAUAAAUGAAAAAAUCACUUAAUUAGACGAUCAGAUUAGCGUAUCUGUGAUGUCCUUGAGUACCUGCGCGUCAGCAUUUUCACCGAACUAAGAUAAGGGUUCAGAAAAGACAAGGAGGGACUCUGACUGUAGACGACACUGUGUCCAUAAAAUAUUCCUAUCAAAUAAAAUAUCACAGACUCUCCUGAAGCACUCAUCCGCACGAUCAAUGAGCGCUCAGUUUGAACCGAGGUGACUGUAUUAUUAUCGCAUCUAUUAUACACUCCUCUAUCCGUCUACUCCUUCAUAUUUUUCUGAGCUGGGUGUCCUAAAUUAUCUUUGAUUUGCAACAUUAGUUUGGUAUCUCAUCUGGAUGAAGGAAGGCUGAUAAACUCCAGAGAUCCAUUAGAGAGAGACGCAGAUUGAAACAGGUGCGGUGAAUUCCUUUAUGGCUCUUUUUUUACUUUGACUUCUUCUGCCCCUCUUUGACAAAUCUCUUCUCUCCUGAUGAAAAAAGUAAUGAUUAAAAUAAAGUGAUUAAUGAUCCGCUCCAAAAAGAACACACGAUGUAUUGUCUUCUAUUGUUUUGAGUUUGUUUCUUAUUUACUGCAUCCAUUCCUAGAAUAAAGGACAGAAAAAAAUCAAAUAACUACUUUUACCGAGAUGAUCAGUGACAGAUUUGUUCUCAGUGAUUUGGAAACGGUGAGAAAAUGAACACACUUUAAAAAUUAGGGAUUAAUCAAGCUUAUAUGAUGGAAAGGAGAUGCUAGUUUACACAGAAAUAGGACAAAAGGCGGCUUUACAACUUCUCAGAGUCCAGUUUCUGUUUAUCAAGUUGACGUCAUGGGGCAUUCACACCAAGUCAAUGCAAAGACACGAUAGAUGCUCGUACUACUCUGGCGGUGCAAAUUACGUGAAUUGGGCGGAGCAAAUUGAGCGAGUAAUUUGCGUGAAUUGAGCGGACGUGAAUUCGCAAGACAUGAAAAUAUCUCAACUUGAGCAGAUAUUUGUGUCGCGAUAGCCAAUCUAGGACUGGGCGAUUACAUGAUCGUGAUCGAUGAUCGUGAUAAAUUUCAGUUUGAUCACGGAGAUCAGCUGUGAGCAUAUUUACGUGAUCAAACAUAGCGGAAAUGUGUGUGACGACAGCCAAUCAGAGACAAGCUUUUCCUGCUCACUUCUGUAAGUUGCCGGAGAAGUAAACAGGAGAAGUAAACUGAAUAACCGAACGUGGCGCUAAAUGCGGAGCUGAGGGCAGCAAAACAGAUAUCAGCCAUGACUUGAGUCAUCCUCCAAAGAUGACAUAAAGUCAGUGCAGCCACCAGACCAAAGCAGCGAUCAAUCGUAUCAUCUACGUUUACAUAAUCUAAUGUUUACAUUUUAAGGUGUCUUCAUUAUCUCUGAGGGGCCGAUUUGUUUAUUCUGGGUUUCGCGUACUUGCAAAAACACUCAGGACUGUAAACUAGUUCACUGUAUUAUUUAGUAUUUAUCUACAUUUUUUGUACUGUUGAGUUAAAAUGGUUUUUAUAUUUUUAUAAGUUUAUCUUAUUUACUUUGUAUGUUAAUAAAGUGUUAAACUAAUCUUUGGUUUCUUUAGCUUUUAGUACAGAUGCUUUAAAACUGGCAGUUUAAAAAUAAUCGUGAUAAUAAUCGAGAUCGUACGAUAUGACAUAAUAUAUCGUGAUCAUUUUUUUCCAAAUCGCCCACGCCUAAGCCAAUCAGCAUGAAGAUUCCCAGGUGACGUAUGAAAAUGGACCAGAAGAUGUUCACUGGUGUGAAAGUAUAAACACAAAUCCUUUAACUCACAGUAGACGGAUGGACAGGCGUUCUGCAGCUGGAAUAGGGCGCCUGUAUUUGGUAUCCUGGAGGGAAAUUAGCUUUGUUUUGGUUACACUUUGCAGAAAUAGGAAUAUUGAGUCAUAUCUAGUCGUCAGAUUCUAGAUUUAAACGCCCCCUUUGCUCACCCCUCUUAUCAGUGAAGUUAUGGUGGCCUGAGAGGACAAAAAGUUCCUCAAUGAAUAUCAAGUUCUAACCAUCAAAUAUAAGUUUUUUUUUAUGCACAAUCACUCUCUUCUUUGUAUCUCAUUAUUGAGAAGCAGAACCAGGAGCUGCACAAAUCUCCGGUUAAAUCAGGCUUUGUCGCAUAAUGAGGUUUUGUCACGGUCACAGCAGCCUUAAGCUCAGGUUACUCUAAAGUACAUCUGUCUAAUUCGGGAUGUCAUUGGUGAAUUAUGAUACAGUUUCAUACAUUUGUCCACUAGAACAAAUGCUGACAUUUCUGCUCAAAAGGUCAAGACCAACCUCAUCGCAGCUUAAUAAUGCCCCGGAGUCACACUUUUCUGGCAAUUAUUCUGGUCCGGUUCUUGAUAGCGCGAUACUUCAGGGACGGCUGGAAAAACAGACGGAUUUUUAAACUUUACUUUAACUGAAAGUCGAUUUUUGGGAGUCAAUGUCAGUGACCUCACAUUGACUGACUCUUGUGAAUACAACAUUUCAGAAGCUCCUGAGGGGAGUUAUUUUACAUCUUUGUUGUUUUCACUUUUAUCAGACAGAUCUAGAGGCAGUCAAGCCCAUAAUUGUAUUUAUAUCCAUAUUUGUAAAUAGUAGACAACUUUUAGAGAUAUAUUAUGUGAGACAACAGACAAUUGAAUUUCCCUUCGGGUAUUAAUGAAGUUCUUCUUAUUCUUAUUCUUAUUUACAUGGAAUUACCAAAAACUGAUCAUCUUAUAGUCGAGACAGCCUUCUAGAUUCAACAAAAAAUAAGCGUAAAUUGGAGUCCUGGUGUUUUGUUUUGGAUAAUAGUUUUGUGGAACAACUGAAAGCUGAAAAAUUUAUUAUUUCAAGUCAACCAGAGUAAAAUAAAACAGUAUGUGGCAUUAUAAUGACCUAGAUGUCUCAACUAUUCAGCCUGAAGAUUUGUUCAAAUUAAAAAUCUGUUAAUACACUGUCACUGAAUGUGUAAACACAGCGAAUCUUUUGCUUUUGGCUGUUUAAUCAAAUAAAAAACUGAAUUACUGAAUGUUCACUCUCGUGCAUCAAAGCUCAACCUCUGUAUUAGUCUUCCAGCAUCCUUGUGCAUCCAUGGAGUUAAAAAGGUUAUUAUGACUUGCAAAACAGUAACGAUUAAUUACGUGACAGCUGAGUGACGUUAGAGGUGAAAGUGCAGUUCUUGCUUCUUGCCAAAGGUGCCGCCAAAGAGAGCAAAACUUUAGUCUUUAGGAUUUCAGCUUUAAAUAUCAGGUUACAUGUUGUAAAUUUAAAGGCCUGAUACUGUGGAAUUAUUUUUUUAUGUUUCUUUUCAUGAAAUUAUAAAAACUGCACAAAGGACAGAAAUCUUAAGACUUCAGCAGAAAGCAUUUUGCAGAAUCAGAGCAGCGGUUAGUCUUAGAGACUUACUGUUCCUGUGAUGUUUUUUUAACAUAAAUUGACUAUGAAGCUUAAAAAAAAAUAUUAAAGAAAAAACACAAUGAUACAAUGACAGUUCCAAGUAAACAAGUAUGACCUCUGGAGCAACAUCUAUUUGUGGUUUUUGUUCUUUUUGCAGAACUUAAUGUCUAUUUUGACAGGCUGCAUCAGCAAAUACUGUGUGUGUAUGUGUGUGCACGUGCAUGCGUGUGCGUGUUUGUGUGUGCAAAGAGAGAGAGGAACCGAACACUGCAGCGCUGAUAUCUUCCUCACUCGUGUUCAAUGAGAACAAAUCUGCGCAUCUAUCUCUCCUGGCAUCCACAUCUAGGUAACUUAUAUCUACAUACAUCAGGAAAGACUCUGCAGUGACUCAUAAACUGUCCGUCCACUAAAUAACUGUAAAUCUGAGCAUGCAUUGCCAGCAUUGAUGAGCAGAAAAUGGGAUGAGCAGCAUUAGGAGGAGAUAAAUCCCCACAUCUGAAGGAUUAUGGUUAUUUUGACAAAUGCAAAGCGCUUUUCAAAUAGAAAUGUAAUUACAUGCUGAAUAUUAAAGUCAGCAAAAGAUGAUCUUUCUCACACAUGAAGCAUUAAGCUUUAACAACUUUUAGUUAUUUUGCACACAGUUGUUUGUUUUUCCGUGUAAUUCUCUUAACCUGAUCUGUCGUCUCGUUCGUGUGAUUUAUUAAAUUUUAACCUCAUAUUUACCCCGUUUCUGAACAUGUACCAGUUCGUUAAUGAUGUGGGCAGUGAUCGCGCUUCAUGUCUGCUUCAGUCAACUCGUUUUUCAAUUUAUCAGGUCCAAGCAACAAUCAGGGAAGGGGGUCUCGUGGCCAUUAGCAUGCCAUUCAGCCUCCAUGUGUGUGCAGCCUAAUAGACAGCGAUGAUAAUAGAGGCUUGUCUGUGCUCUCUCGCUGCAGCGUUGACCACUGAGUGAAUUAUCCAGCUGACAGAGAGCAGCAGCGCAGCUUAGGAGGCGGAGGAUGUUGUUAAUAUGCCAAUGAGAGCUCGGGCCUCCCGUGCCAGUCUGAGGCAUGCUGACAUGGUGCAGCUGCCUAUCACAUAAUUGGGAAUCAUUUAGCUGCAGCUUGACCUACAUUCAGAGCCGUGCGAAAGAGGGACCACCUAUGUGAAUGUUUUUAUUAGCAAUCCAAAGAUAAUCACUCGGGAGUUAGUUACAAUUAAUGGCUGUGUGCUGAGUUUGGAUCGUCAUCCUCCUCCUCUUCUUCAUCUGCAGUAAAGUGCUUUAGAGAGGGUUAGCCGAGCGCUUCACAGAGGAACUGCCUUUGGUUAGAAAAUAACUGAAACUGACAGAAAGUGAAUUUUAUAUAACUGUUUUUUUACAUUAUUUGAUUAAGGACAGAGUCAGACCUUCUCUUUUCUCUGAAAGGGACAGCUUAACAUAGUUUAAAAUAUCCUUUAGGUUUAUGUUUUGGCUGACAGUUGGAUAAGUUUUAGUAUCUUGUGAUGAGGCUGGAUUUACUGUAGGGUGAAACUGGUCGCCCAGGAGUUAUCCAAAGCAUCCAGACUUAAGAAAUAUAAUAAAACUUCAUGUUUCGAAUCGUGAUCAUGUUGUGAAAACUUAAAAGAGGGAAAAACGUGUCCCUCAGUCACUGUGUAAGGAAAACACAGACGGAGGGAUUCCAGUUAAAAAUGAAGAUCUUAUAAUAGCUCGUGUGUUUCUCUUUGCCUGCUGGUGCUGCAGCCAGGAUGAGCUGUCAGCACCAGGUGUUUCAUCUUCAGAUGUUGUUGUACUUUUAGAGUCAUCGCCAGUGAAGCACCUCCAUAUGUAUGAAUAUCAAACCUGUUUUAAGAAACCCAAGAAUCAGAGUCACCAUUUUGACCACGAAUGAAUUGACUUGACUACAGCGCCAACCAGUGGUAGGAGGAGCUGGCGAAUCCCAAUUAUCAGUUUUGGUCUAGUAUCUUUAUCAGCCUUUUAUCCCACUAAUAGUUAAUGAAAUAACACGUGUCCUACUUUGGCGUCUCUGUCAGCAUGUUUUUACCUCUGAGUUUGUUUCCUCGCACCAUCUCUUAUCACCAAACAUCCCACUCACAACAUUAUCCAAUUGGCUAGAUCUCCAAUGACCAACAUUUGCUUUUCGUUUUUACUGCAAAUACAUGUUGGUUGCAAGUGUUGAUUAUCGGUCUCUGUGAGUAAAAAACACAGAAACCUCAUCCUAAAUGACACAUUUCAUCUUUCAUCUUUUCCUGUUGACAAUGUGGCAAAAAUCCUGAAUAACUCUAACCACAAAUAUCCACUGCGUCUGGAGCAGCUAAGAAAAGGCUGUAUCCGCCGAUUGCAGCUGAUCGUUUCCAUUCAAGUUAACGUGUCAAUUUCCAAUGGCUUCUUUCCAUUCCGCUGCGGAUCAGUGGACUCCGCAGCUGAUUGCAUGAGUUCUAUUUUUUCGGGACGCCGGAGCAUGCCGGAUAAAUUCAGCACAGAUUAACCAGACACAAAAUAAAACAUUCGUCUUCUUUUCAAAAUAAAACACUCCAUGUUUCAGGAGGAUCGUAUUUCACACCAUGCAAACGGCGGAGACGAAAAAGUGAAAGGUUUUUAGACGUCAUUUCACCGCGAUGACACCAUGGAUGAGGAGAUGCUGAUUCUAGAAGCCUAGAGUUGGAUUUCCUCCAAUCUACUGCUUAUAUGUUUAUGUGUCUGUCUUUAUAGAGACAACUCGUUAUCGCAUGAUUGCACGUGAAUUCGCGGGUUCUGGUGAGUUCUUGCGAUUCCUGAUGUUCGUAAUCCGCCAGGAAAUUCGCCUCACAAACGUAUCUGGUAGGAAUUGGCGGACGGCGAAAAUCACUGUUCGGGAAAGGAGUCGUUCCAGAUGCUGUGGAAAUUUGCUGUAGCUCCAACUCAAACCAGUUAACAGUGGAGAAAAAGAUGACAGACAGUGAGGAGCUCAGGACGUUAAGUAAAAGAGACAUCACUCAAACCGAAGAAAACAACUUCACUUUCCUGAUACACUAUUUCUGCUCUCUUUUAUCCACUGUUUUAAUUGUCCUUCGAGGACAAAUGAAGUUUUUUAACUAAAUUAAUUGCCAUGGAAACAUUACCGAACACUGAAUCUGAGAAGAAUAUUUUCCGGCUGCAUUGGUAAAUCUUUCUUGAAGUAAUGAAAUCCUCCCUGAAUCAGAACUUGUUAUCCUACUGUGUCUCAUUGCUGAUGUUUUUACAGCUGAAAGUUUCACUCACUCUAUCUUCACUGAGGAUCUUUUCCAGGGAAACUCUUUGAAGAAGCUGUUUUUGGCAGAACGCAAUUUAUCAUUUUUUGACAUUUCACCUGGCAGCAGCACAGCAGCAGCUCCGCACAUUAAAAAUAACUAUACAGGAAAAAAAUAACCUUUAUGCUGAUUGGCUCAUUUGCAUAUGUAGCUGAUAGAGAAGCAUUAGUCAUUUCAGUCAGUCUCAUAAUCAGCUUAAAACUCGUCACAUCAGCUUUUACCCAUUUUUAGUCUCUAUGCAAGGCUAAUUAUGAAGCUAGCUAGCCGGCAUGUUUGCUGUGUCAUCACAUUUGCUCCUUGUGGAAAAAGUCAGUGUCAAGCCCUGUACUGUAAUUAAUUAAUUGCAAUUAACACAUUAGUUGUUUGUGAUAAUAACAAACAUAAAGCUGACUUAAAACCCAAUUUUUGUCAAUUAUCCCGACAGCGUUCAACCUCACUGUGACGCCUCGUUACCUCCAGCUGACACGUGUAGCUGAAAUGUUAUCAUGGACUCAUUUAUAUGUUGGACAUGAACAGCUCGCUCCAGUUCUCCUGGUUGAUACGUGAACGUGACUCUGGGAUAAAAGAGCGUCUUAGCAUAAAACCCUGCAUUUGAAACCUUAGUUAAAAAGUACCAGCCAAUCACAGCGCAGGAGGGCUGGAUUACCCUCGAUUCCUCUGGGGGUAAAAGAUGCGGCCGGCGUAGCUUUGCAUCCUUUCGCUUUACUCUUGGGAAGAAGGAAGGCAAAUCAGGGGUUUUUAAAGCAGCUAUUCCCUGUAAACAUCUCUUUGAAUUGAUCUCCAUGUCGUCAGAUCUGAUGUGUUUUUUAAAAGUCCGUCUCAGACCGGCGGGGAGUUGACUUAUUGUGUCUACUGAAAAGUUUACAGCGCGAACCGUGGUCUGAGCUCAGAGCGGUCACUGACACAGGAACUGAAUAAUUUGCCACAUCGCCUGAGGUGAGGAUUGCACUGCUUAUGUUUUGCUGAGGCUCAGACAUGUACCCUCUAAACCCACCUGGGAUUUCAGUCUCUGCUCCAGGUCUUCUUGAUUUCUCCCCAGUUUGUCAAUUAGACAGUUUUCUACCAUGUUUUUAACGCUGUAGUCAUUUUUAUUACACCAGCUGUCAGUCAUAGAAACAUUUUUAUGUAAUCUCUAACAUCUCUCUUGUUUAAUUUAGUUUGUUUUAUCCCAAACAAAUACAACAUAAAAGAAAUAACUACAUUAACAGCAGUUGCCUCUCGAAUUUUAAACAAUUAAGAAGAUUGUUUUUUAAUAUUACCGACUCUCGACGCUGCAAUCAUUACUGAUAAGCUGAAAGGAAAACAGUUGUCUAAUGAUAAACGGGGAAUAGGUUGUAUUAACUCGAGGUUUAAAUGUAUUACACGGUACAAAAGAUAUAAAGCAGCACCUGGAAUAGAUUAGCGUCCACAGGUUGGUGCAGGACGUCCAUUGUUUUCUCUUCAAAUUCAUUUCAGAUUAAAUAGGAUGAGCCUUAGCUUUAACAGUUAACACAAAGUGAAGACAAGAUCAGGCUCAUGCCAGAUGCCAGCUUUAUUGUGUUGGCCAGUAGCCAGUGACUCACUGAAUACCGACUUACACUUGUCAAGAGGAAACAAGGCUAUUCUUAGAGAGCUAUUGUAAUCAAGAGAUUUGAAUUCAUUUUUUAUUUACCCGGAGCUGUGUUGUACAAGGAGAUUGGAAAAGACUUCCUGAGCCAUUAAAGUUGAGGAAAGAUGGUGAUGGUGCCUCGGGCAAAAAUCCGACUGUAUGCUGCGUUCAGCUCUAAGCAGGCCGGCUGGCAGCCGUCCAAGCUAAGCUAGCCAAUGAGUCACCUCUGCGAGAGCUCCAACCAUAACAGCCAGCGUUCCCCCAAUAUUCCUGAUUAAAGCUGAGCGCUCUCUCUACUCGGUUGGCCAAAAAGGCUUUUUAUUCCUUCCUUCUUUGCAGAGACAUGACACUGAUCCUGUUUUAGUUUACUGCUUAAGAAAAACAGAUAUUUAAACUUUUUCUCAUCAGUGGAGAAACUGUGAAAAAGCUGCAUCUGCUGAGUGUGAAUCAAACAUGUUUUAAAGCCGUACAACGCUGCGUUAAACUGUGAAACUGAGAAAUGAGCGAAAAAAACAACAUUUAUUUUCAUUUAAUGAGUCUAAACUGCAGAGAGACUUAUGAGGAGAGCUGACAUUAAGUUAAUUGAUUUUGUUUUAUGACAUUUUGUAAUUUGUUUAUUUCAGUAAUUAGUAUGAAAUCUCAUCCAGGGAGAGUCUGGGUGGGUUUAAAAAAAUAAAAAGUGAUAAUCGAUUGGCUAAUUAAAAAGUGAUAAUCGAUUGGCUAAUUAAAAAAUAUUGGGAUGUUGUUGGAGUUAAAACUGUGACCUUUGUGAACACAGAAAAGCUGUUUUUCAAACUGAAUCAAUAACACAAAGAUUCAUUAUUUUUAAGCAGGUUGAAUCUGUACUUAUUAUUUCAGCUGCUUUUACAUCUCAUAUGGUUCCACUUUAGACUCAUGCAGACUGGAUUUAUAUCACAACUGAAUAUUCAACAACUGCUUAAUUGCAAAUAAUGCUGACACGUUCCCCAAGGAUACGUUGCUUUUAAUUCUAUCUAACAGAGCGCAGCAUGCUAACAUGCUGUAACGAAGUGGUGAACAUGGCAAACAUUAUUCCCCACUUAACAUGAGCAUGCAUUGGAUUUGCAAAAUGUCAGCAGAAGCAGUGGUUUGCCUAAUGCGGCCUAUUCAUUCAUUUAAUUAAGGCCAAGGAGAUUGUGCAGAUGUGAUUUAAGUGUAUGCACGCCAUGUGGAUGUAAAGAGUCCACUAUUUGUCCUCUCUUAAAUCAAGCACCUGUUUUCAGAUCCUCUAGUAAGCUUUCGAAUGUAUAGAUGUGAAUUUCUUAAACUGUGUUUUAUUGUCUUCUUCUGAAUCUACCUCCACCAACGCAGCCCAUUGUGUUUGUUUCUGUUUGAGGGUCUGAAUGCCUGCUUGGUCUUCUUAAAUAGCUCACGUAGAGGUUUAUAACUGAGCCAGCGCCAAAUAUACAGCAGACCAAGACACGAUCAAUACAUGACAUAAGAUUGAUUCAUACUGUGGAUGUGAAAAUCCCACUUUCCUACACUCGCUGUUUCUUCUCGUCUUUUUUCAUCUCGGUGCCGAGCGUUUAAAAGUUAGAAGUUCAAUGUCACGCAGUGUCAAGAAACACCCACUGUAUUCAAUUAAAAUGUAAUGUCUGACAUGGUGUCCAAUUAUCAGGCGUUAAUGGAUGGCAUGCUGGCCUGAGCUCACUCACUUACUAAAGGAAAUAAUAAUUCAACUGUUUAUCUACAGUGUCAUACAUUUGGCAUUUAAAACUUGAAGUUUCAAACAAACACGUGUGAGUUUGACUGAUGCUGCCCUUAAAGAGUCAAUUUAUGAAGUCAUAGGAACGAGAGUUUUUCACAUUUUAGUGAUAAACGGAGAGGUAACAACAACCAGGACACCACAGAUGUCUGUAAAGUAGGGUGACCAUAUUCUGAAUCCCCAGAAAGAGGACAGGCCUACACGGGGGUGGAGUCACAGAGUCACGGAGUCACGCAUAGUUGAUUUUAAGAGUUUUUCGGGUCGGAUUGAGCGUAUUUUACGAGCUUCUAACUCAGCAAGUCAACAUGACACAAACUCAAAACUUCCAGACAAAACCUCAGACAUUUGAAGGAUUUUACAAACACCCAAACCCAAACUCAGGCCGGACAGACCCACAAAAAAGAGGACAUGUCCGGGUAAAAGAGGACGCAUUAUCACCCGGCUGUAUAGAAAUGUUAAAAUCAAUGAUAUCUUUGUGCUGAGACGCCACCUAGAGGAAGAGAAGACUAGCUUGCAGAGUUCAUGACCUAGAUUAACACUUUCUAAAUCAAUAAGAAAUUUCACAAAGAAAAAUAACUUCAUUUUUACUGGUUACAGUUACAUUACAAUGCAAAACAAGGUGUAAUGCAUUUAAACUCAGUUACUAACGUUUUUCAAACCAAACAACACAGAGCUUACUCCUCUUAUAUGAGAAAAAUCAUCAGACAUUCAUCAACAUUAGUCAACAACUUAAUCAUGUAGAGGACAAGAUGAGCAGAAACUGACCACAGGGGGCGCCAAAAUCAACACAAUCCAAAAGUCCCUCACAGGAGCUUUAACUGAUUUCCAAAGUCAGAGUUUGCUGCUGUUGCCAUGGUUACUUAAAUACUGACCACAUUGAUUGGGAUGCAGUGGAUAGAUGGUUUCACUAGAACUACUUAAGAGGUUCAAUAGAUGUCCUUUCAUUAAGACUUAAUCGACACCCUCCAGCCAAUCAGAACCGAGUAUUCACCUCCACCGUAAUAGAAACUGGAUUAUCGCCUUUUUGGAGCUUGAGUCAGUCACAUGAGGUCAAAUGUAUUUUCAGUUUAACUUUACAAAGGAAGGAGGCAGUGAAAUAAAGUAAAGGUUGUGAUACUGGGUGGUUGUUGUCUCAAACUUAACCACCAAACUUACUCGAGCGUAAAGAAUCCAGAUUUAUGGGUGUGAAUAUGUGCUUUUAAACCUUCAGAAUAGAAACCAAUAACCGCGCGGAGUCUGUUUGAUCGUUUGUAAAUGAGUGUUGAAUGAGUCUGCUCCUUCCUGGAGAGAUGUCACAUUCUUGCAGCGAAAAGUCCAAGCCGAGGUUUGAACAGGCGUGUUGCAUCACUCCGUACCUCCUGGGUGAGCUGAAAAAUGAGUUUGGCAUUGGCACCAUUCUGAACCCCUGCUAUGUCAUUGGGAGAUGAUAUGGUUAAGACGUAUCACGCGCAGGAUGUAGUUUUCAUUUCCUUGACUCCGAGAAGGUUCAUUUCCAAACUGCAAAUUGCGAGCAGAGACAGAAACCUUGGUGUUGAUGCAUUCCCGCAGACCGAACAUAAUGACGAAGAAUGAGGAGCUACUCGAGUCGGAGUUUUUUAGAAAGUUUAAACUGAUCUGCGUCGUGACGGUUAGCGGCGUGUUCUUGGUGUUGAGAGCAGAGCAGGAAUAACACGGCAUAGGCAGUCACUUUUGAGGUGUUUUUGACUUUUUCUCUUUUACCUCCAUCCUUUAAAAAUGCAGAUUGAGCCACAUUCCUUGUUAUUACUUAAAAAUCACGUCAAUUUCCUUUCUCCCCGGAGGAAUAUUCACACUGUUUACCGUGAGGGGACCUUUGUAAUAAUAAUAGCGGCGUUCUUUCCUCAAAGGUGUGUUUAUUUGUGUAUUUACAGAUCUGUAGAGUCAUUGAAAAAAGGCUUUUAUUGUCUCAGUAACUGCAGCUCAGUUUACUUUAUGGCACCUUUGGCCUUCAGUCAGCAUAAACAGGCAAUGAGGAAGUUAAACAGAGGAGAUGUUGAAGAGACAAAGGUUGUAAGAGCUCUGCCAGCUACAACUGUGUAGCAGCGUAAACACACACACACACGCUUAAAGAGGGUAAGCGGUUCAAACAUCCAGCCAACCAAAUCUGUAUUGACUUCCUCACUUAGAUAUUUGACUUUAUCUGCAGGAAUAAUUGGAGAAAACAAGUCCACAGUGUAGCCUUUCCCCCCCUGACAAUUGGAGCAGAGAACUCCCAGAUCCAGACACAGCGCGCCCUCAUCUACCCACCCGUCCACUUCACUCAUUUAGCAUUCGGAGCAUUGUUUUCAUGCAUUUUUUCCUUUUUUUGUAUCAAGUCUUCUAAAGUGGUGUGCAAAGUUCAGCUGUUGAAUUAGACAAAAGAGGGUUUUCUAAUAAUCUCCCCAUUAAAAGAGGAGAGAACACAGAGCCCUAUCAUUUCCAGAAAAGGAAAACAUAACCUUUGGAGAGCUGCGCUUUCAGAGCACUUAAAACUGGAAUACAAAUACAACUCUGCAUCUGAUUAGUCGGGUGUUAACCCUUUUUGAGGCGAGAAGUCGUCCAAGACAACAAGGCGUUGUUUUACUUUUGGAAAUUUCAUUUUUAAGUUCUGUGAUUAAAAGAUAAAAAGCUGAGUUGGAUUUAAGUUGUCUUCUUUAUAAGGGCCUGUGUCCACUGAUAGCUUUUUUUGGUGUCAGCAUGACCUCAGUUACAGAGGACUUCCUCUAGACGUUCACUUUAGAUGCACAAAUAAGCCGAUCUACGACCAUAGCUCGAUUAGGCGAUUUAACUGGACAUACCUUAGACUCUAUAUAGAAUGGACGCCAUCUGCCUCCUCUCUGGGUGAAGCCUCUACGAGAACAGCACCCUCAGGUGGCGGGCUGUAGUAUAGGUCAUAAAUCCCGCCUCCUCGAACAAUCCUUAUGGAGCUGUGGACAAACAUCGGAAAUUAAUGACACAGAAUAUAAAUUUUUCUCCCCCUGGUUGUGAUGUUGACAUGUAGUUACUGUCAGACUGGUUUGUGCUCAAGUCCUCUUUUUUCUGUACAGCUCCAUUUUUAAAAGUUAUUAGGGGGUUCAUGUUUUCUAUGAUUGACACUUGAUACAGCCCACACUAGCUCACCUGGGGGAUAUACGGUUUUAGCUGAGCGUCAUCAAAAUGACUAUCCCGCCAAAUGCAAACAACACUAGUGAGCAAGUGUUGGUUCAAAAAUCCAGAAAAUACCCAGAGCAGGUGGAGCCAAGUUGUCCAUAGUGUAUCCAGUCUAUAGGACAUACUGAUGAAAACAUGUUUUGCAAAACUAGGAAAAUUUUAUCGUUUUUGCAGUCGAGGUUUUGUUUACUAGUCUGUUUCCUAGCAACACAUCCAUGCUAUUUAAUUUCCAUCAUGCACAGAGUACUUAGGCCAGUUCCAGUUUAAUUGAGCCAUAUGCACACAAGAGAAAAUCAACUCUUAACUGCAUUACAGUGGUUAUGUUGGUCCGACUGUGAGAAGUUUGAUUUAGUGCAUAAAAAUACCCUGCAGCACUCCUGCUUCCUGUAGUGGUGACCAGUGAGUCUGUUUUGAAGUGCUAAUAUUUGAGUUAUUUGAUGAAAUUUUCCAAAGGAAAGUAAAAAAAGAGAAAGAAAGUCUGCAGUAGAUUCGCAGUAGCUCUAAAUCUGGAAAUAGUGCCAGUAAAAAAGAGUGUAAGUUUCUCCUCUGCAGGACCUCUGACAUUGUUGACAUAGAAGUUAUAGAGGAAGGCCCGCCCCUUUUUGAUUUUGAUUGAUGUGACGUUGAUGCUGCUCUUCAAAAGAGGAACUAUGUUGUUAUAGAAAAGGGUUAGGGUUUAUUAAAAGUCAUCUUUCACUUUUAACCAGUACAGAAAAAUGCUGUUCAUCCAUCCACAGAUAAACUCGACCACUCUGCAUGUGCUCUGAGAGUUUGUCGAAUAUAAAUGUCUCAGUUUGACAAAUCGUGUUGUUUUUGUGCAUUACACAAAGCAUGAGAGCAUUCAUAUUUACUGAAAAAAGCAUGAAUAGAAAAAAGGAUAUCAAUAUCCCGAGGCCAUGAUGCAGCUUUGCCCGGUUUAAUUGACAUAAUUCAGACCACACCAGCACGUAAAACUAAGAGAGGUCUUUGAAUCAGCAAAGUGCUUGUAAUGUAAUAAGCACUCUCUCCUAAAUGGAGCCUUGACUCCAUUUAAAAGAGGGCAGAAAAUAUGUGUGCACUCUUGCUUAAGGCUUUCAUCUUGCAUAUAAAUCACUCCAGCUCAAAGUGGGUGUUUGAGCACCACAGAUUUCAGGUCUUGGGGGCCCGCACUGUAUCUGUGGCCAAGGCUGCAUUAAUGACAAAGCUGUGCCAUGGCAUGAAGUAAAUUAAGCCAAUUCCAAAUUUUUCUGAAAGCAGAAAAAAAAAAUGUUGAAACGGAGGCUUUCUUGGCUGAUUUAAAAGGUUUACUCUUGGCUCUUAUUUUCUCCUUCUUUCCAUUUUCCUCUUUCUGUUUCUGCGUAGAUUCCACGGCAGCUGAGUGCUCUGACGUUGUACAGGUGUGAGCAGUCGGUUUUGGAUUACUGCCAUGCCCACCUGUCGCUGCACCUCGAUGUGGGCAUGGAGCCCCCGACUCAGGCACUGGGAGGUUCAAGGCCGGCCAGGUACCACCCGGAGUUAAUGGCUUCCCUCCCCUCUGAGCCUGCGCUGCCUUGCUCCCAGACCCACUCCCUCCACCAGUGAGCUGGGGACACUGUGGCUCCUAACUCCUAUAUGCCUGCUGCACACAAUCAGCGGACCACUCAGACAAAACACAAGGCUGUGUGGGAGGAACUGGGACUGGUCAAGAAGCAAAGGAGACAAUUAAUCUUCUGCGGAGCAUCCUGGACUGAGAGUAAUGAAAAUGAAAAUAUUCCUCCGUGGAAAUAAAGGGUUGCAGCAGUAUCGAUUAGUGAGCUUCUCACCUACCUGACCCUCAAUGUCCUCAAUUAGCGAAGGAGGCUGAGCAGCAGCAUGACUUUCCACGUUCUGCUCUGCCUCCUAAGGAGUAUUAAGGAUAAUAAUUUAAUGAUUUGUUAAUCUUAUUAAACAUUUUUCCUCAGCUUUUCCUCAUCCUGGCACCUCUCUGCUGCGUCAGGUAAAGUAAUCAAAUGCAAAAUGCUAAGAAGAGAGCGGGGAAACAGCAUGAUAAGUAAUUGAGUAGCAGAACAAAUGAAAGAUCAGCCAAGCUAAAAGGUUUUCCGCUGCUUUUUCUGAUCAGGCUGUCAGUCAGAGGCCUCUCUCCAACUCCAAAUCCCUGUAGCGUUUCUUCAUCUUUAGAAAUGAGCCGCCCAAAUGAAAUUACCCACGGCGACGAAGGAAACAAGACAGAAAAUAACGGACAUUAAUUGUCGUAUAAAAUGUACAGCCCACACAUCUCGCCGGCAGUAAGUUUAAUUUACAUGGUGACUUUUGAUUUCCUAAAUGAUUUGGGAUGUUUAUCACAUCAUGAUUUAAUUAAUGGAGCUGAGGGAUAAACAGAUGCAAAAUAAACAGUAAGUACAGAUCAGAUGCGCUCGGGUUUCUGAUGUUUACUUUUCAUCAUCCAUCUCGAUCAUCACUCUUGUAGUUACUGGGUUUUUGUUUUACAAAUGUGUUCUUCAAACAACUAUCUGAUUGUGCACUCAUAUAUCUACAUGUGUGUGCUUUUUACAGGAUGUUACAGUAUAAUAUAUGGUAAAUAAACUGUGGUAACUGA
This is a messenger RNA of Xyrichtys novacula (pearly razorfish), 67625 nucleotides long. The record is from the annotation of a GenBank genome assembly. NCBI's taxonomy places the organism in Eukaryota, Metazoa, Chordata, Actinopteri, Labriformes, Labridae.